GAAAACAAACAGGUCGAGCGGUGGAAGAUUGGUAGCCGGUUGGACGUUGAGGUUGUGAAGCGGCGAAUGAAUCGUUUUCGUGUUGUCGGUUUAUUGCGGGGUGCUAAUUCAAAUUUCUUCCUAACGGUUUUUUGGUGCUUUUUGAGUCCGGUGCGUUCAAGACGCUGUCAGGAGUUCUCGCCUUCUGAGUAUGUUGCCGCUUUCUAACAUUUUACCAGGGCUGUUGGAGCGCGUAGUCGACCCGCUGCGGUUUUGUGUUUUCCUUCACGUUGUUUACCGGUUAUAAUUCGACGUUUGGCGGUUUAAACUCACCGGUUCGCCGGUUUCAGAUUCGGUUAAUCGGUUUCGAACAUGCAUACGAGGCGUUUGGUGAAGCGGUCGAUCCUCGGCAGCCGCAUUUAUGCGCCGAGUCCGACGGGGGACGGUGCCCCGGUGACAGGAGUGGUCCAGGCGGUGAAGCAGGAAAACAGAGACGUCUCUUCGACCGCGGCAGGAGCCCGGCGCAGCGUCUACACCGUCCUCAUGCAAGACGGAAGCCUCAAGGAGUUCACCGAGGAAGAAAUAGCGGCUGGGUUUAACCAUUGUGCAGCCAAAGGACCGCUCAAAUCCAGCUUAAAGGUGUGUGUGUAUGUGUGUCUGUGUAUGUGUCUGUGUGUGUGUGUGUGUGUGUGUGUGUGUGUGUGUGUGUGUGUGUGUGUGUGUGUGUGUGUGUGUGUGUGUGUGUGUGUGUAAAGCGCCCCGGCCGGCAGUCAGGCGGCGCUUCACUGUUGUUGUGCGGUGUUUUGCAGCGUUUAACCGCUUCAUGCAUGCAGCGGACUCACCACUACCGCUGCUGCUGCUGCUGCCGAAGCUCAUUGAAAAUUUACACAGCUGUGGCAAAAACACCAUGAUUUAAAACAGAAAAGGUGCAUUUUUCGCAUGCAUAUUGUAUUAAAUAACGGACUGUCAUGACAUUUGGUGACAUCAGAUAUACGGGACAAAGGGCUUGAUAGGGCCUGCGCAAUGUUUAUGUGGGUGGGUAAGCCGAGGCAAACAAACACGCUGUGACUGCAGCAUUUUGGACCAAUGUAGGGAGCCGGUGUGCGCUUUUCACAUAGAUUUCAGCUUUUACGCAUCACAUUUAUACCAUAAUUUUGCACACCUCAUUUUGAUUGCACAGUUGCAUGGAAGGAUGUGCAAAUAUUUUUGGACAUUUUCAUUGAUUGAUAAUGCAGCCAAUGAGGGGGGAUACUGUAUUGCAAUAUUCCUCUCAUUUUUGUUGUUGUUUAUAAAAAAGAGAGUGAUGGGCUUCUUGGUGCAUUGAAGAGCAAAUAGGGGAGUUUCAAUGAUGCUCAAAUUUGGAGUCGUGAUUUUGGGCCUAAUUAGCAGUGACCUAAUUGCUUUCAUAUCCAACUUGUGUGCUGUGUUGUCACAUGGUCACAGAUAAAGAUUGUGUAAGGAAAAAGGAGCCAAUCCAGCUCUUGGGAUAAAAUCACAGUUUCUGGCAUUGGGGAGUGUGUGUGUUUGUCUCUGUGAGAGUGUGUGUGUGUGUGUGUUUUCUGUCCUUUUUUUAGAGAGGGAGUGACUGAGGAAAGCAUGUGACUGAAUAAUGGCUUGUUUACGGCCUGAUUUUAAUCUGUUUUGAAUGAUGUGGUUUCGUGCCUCCUUCUAUAUAUCAUAUGUGUUAUUGAUGAGGUAAUCUACAGGCUGUAAUUGAGUUUUAUUUCUGUCACCAAAACGGAAAUGUUCACUCCACUCUGCGUUACCACACAUGCAGGACUGCUCACAUUUCCUUUAUGUAAAUGUGAGAUAUGGGGAGGGUAAACACUUGCAGCUGCAAUAAUGUCAAAGAGACGACACAGCUAAAAGAAAUAACAGUGAAAAUGCAAACUCAACUUGAGUCCUGUCCUCCUGUUUUGCAUUUGAGGAUCUGGGCAUGCAGUUUUGCACUCACAAAAGCUGUUGCACAAUGCAGUUACAGUCACCGGUGCAGGCUGGAGUGGUGCAGCUGGGGCUGAGAGUGGAGUCCUGUCAGCACAAUGGUCAAGUCUCUUUCAGCACUCGGUUCCCACUGAGGUCGAAAACAAGCCAUAAAACGAGGAGGAGGGGUCUGCUGUGUGUUUGUGCUUGUGGAUUCACAUGUGCCGCUUUUUGUGUGCAUGAGUGUGUAAUAAAGUGGGGUUGUGCUUACAUCCAUAUGUGUUUGUUAAAUGAGGUAGAGCUGGCUACUUUAACAUUUAGAAGUGGGGGUUGUUUGUGAGGGUAUGCUGCCCCUGUCUCAGCAGCAGCUGCACAGCUAACAAAGCGGGCACCCCCAGUUGGCAAUGGGUGGCAUGCUCCAAAGAAUCUGGAUGCUUGGCUCAGUGCCCAGAAUGCCCCCUGUUUUGGAUUUGAGGGGAGUAGGAUACCACUUGUUGACUUGUUGGUUUGUGCAGUGUUACACAGAUCCAUGGCUGCUAACUAAGAGGCGUUCCAUGCUUUUGUGUCGCUGUCUUUUUUUGUCGUCCUUGCAGUUGUUUAUGUUUAUCGUAUGGCAUCGUGGGAGUCAAUGAAGCAAGCUUGUUGACAGGAGCUGAGUGACUCUUUGUUCAGAAGCGUUGGUCCCAGGCAGGCCGGCGUCGGCUGUCCUUAUUGGUUGGCUGAGCAGCAUCAGCAUGAAGCAAAGUGACCACAGGGUCAAGUCUGGAUUCUUUUCCCCCCAUGCUAAUGUAUGAGUAAUCUGUUUGAAUAAAGGAGGUUUGUGACUUUGUGCAAGUGUUUUGCAAGCUGCAAACAUACAAGUACGAUUCAAACCCGUUUUCUUAGAUUCCUUUUUGUCUUAUCUUGUUGAUUUCUUUGUCUUAUUAGCAUUUCUGUCUCUAUUAAGCCAGAACACUCAAAUCACAUAUUCUGAUAUUCUGAGUCACUGCUGAAUUUCAAUUCUUAAUUAUUAUUGUUCACAAUUUUGAUCGCUUAUUAGAAAUUUCUUUAUUUGCAUUUCAAAACAGUGUGUUAGACAAUUCAACAAAACAAACAAUAACCCCUAUGUUAAGAGAUGCAUCCUGUCUCCAUCCUGGACCCUAACCACAGGUCUCUGUGCACACUUUUGACUUUUUAAUUGAGUUGUUUGCCUUAAGUGAUACUUAAAUUCUACUAUUUCAAGGUGGGAUGCUUACGCCCUUGCUGUAACCCACCUGCAGUGUGCAAUGCAUGGAGGUGUAACUGUGGGGUGAAGUCGUUCUGCCUCUGAUCCUUCCCUGGAGAACAGAGCUAAAGUAGCCGAAAGAAGGUGGUAGUAUGUUGCGGUGGAGCUGACAGGGUGGAGCCAGUGUGUUCCUAUGCCCACUGAUAUUGACAAUAAGCAAUUUUACUUACACAGUUAAGUCCAGGUAAUUGUGAUUAGACAAUUCAGCUUUACAAAGUCCAGUUUAAGUCAGAGUAAAGCAAUAAAUAAAUAUUUUUGAACAUAACGUAAAUGCACUGAUAGUGGUGGCAGAAAACACUUACUGUCCAAAAAUAGUGUUUUAUGUGGAAGUUGCAAAAAAAAAGGUUUGUUUCUGCUAGGGCUGGGCGAUAAAACGAAAUUUUAUCGAUACCCAAAUUUACGACAAUAAGAGACGUAAUUUUUCCUUUGUCAAUGUAUUUGGUGUCAAAAAAGUAAAUAAAUAAAAGUUGGUUUUGGAUGUGUGUAGGUAGGCUAUGGUCUCGUGUCCCUUUAAGACGCCGCCCUACAUCGGAAAUGUCACUUCACCCUAUCCAGUAACAAAGAGGGAAAGACAGGUGAAGAGAUGGAGGACGGUUCAAAAGUUGUAGCGGCUGGAGCAGUGCUGAAGAAGACGAAGUUAAUAUGAAAGGGAGUGAGCAGCUUGUGGAGUAGUUUCAUCCAUUUAUCAUUAUCAAGGUGAACUGCUCAAUAUAUUGUGAUAUUGAUUUGAGGCCAUAUCGCCCAGCCCUAGUUUCUGCAGUUGCUUAGCUGACACCUACCCCGCUCACUCCAGUUUCAGACAUCAAAAAUGACAACUCAAAACUUGCAGUUUUGUUGGUGAUAGUCUUAUUUGCUUUAGUUUACCAUAAGAAAACAUCAAUUUGAAUUUCAGUCCUUCUUAUAAACAUCUAAAAACUCCUUACAGGAGCUUUAAACAACAAGAAAAGUUACUGUCAGGCUGCAAACAUGCAGAAUGAGUCUUGUUUUAUCAUUAACACCCCUAAUCCCAACUGUUUUUACUCAACUUGUGAAUACAAAAACAUCCUAGCAACAAAAGCCGCACGAGCUGCGAGACUCAGUCUGCUGAGAUUUUAUGGCGUUUGGUCCAUGGGAUUCAAUUUAUGGUCCAUGUCAGCUUGCUUUAUUAUGACCUUUGACCCACAAAUGUUCAAGAAUCUUUACGCUUGACAAAGUGCCCAAAGCGAGCAGGUUAUGAGUUUCCCUGCGUUAGUGAGUGGGAGAGAGAAAGAGGAAGAUAAAGUGGGGGGAGGAGGAGAAGGAGGGUUUGUGCGCACAUACACACUAGGUUUGACACAUGGAGCUCAAAUUUCACAACUGAUUUGGAAUGCUUCACAAUUUCCUCGCUCCUUGAAAUGCCAUCAUUUAUAAGCCGGGUAAAAAGACGGUAUCACCGUUGGUUUUAUCCCACAAGUCCACCCUUCCCACACACAAUACCUAAUCUUCCCCUGGCGGGUGUAAUCCAUCUUGUUGUUUUACCCAAGUUUGCGUCCUCACGGAGCAUUUAUGUGCACCACUGAGUGCUCAUGCGACCGGCCUCCAUCAUGAGGGACACUGUAUACUCGUUUCUCAUGUUUGUUUCUUACCUCAUUAAUCUGAGUGUACAUUGUUUUGCUGGUGUUUGUGUGCAUGUUGUGUGAGUGAUCGACUAGAGUGCCAUCGCCGUUUCCACAGUCAAGCCUAAUCGUGUUACAGCCGUUUGAGAUAAUGAUCUAGAUCACACACAGACACAAACAAACACAGGGGCCAACAUGCUCAGUUGGUAUUUAGCCAUGUGAGUGUGUGUGUGUGUUUGUGUGUGCGUUUCUGUGUGUGUGUGUGUGUGUGUCACCUUUUGUUUUUGAGUUUGACAGGAGUCUGAUUGUCUCAACUGUGCAUGUGUCCGUGUGUGUUCAUGAGCGCGUAGGUAUGAGCAGGUAAUGGUGUGAAGAAAGAUGUCAUUGGUUUCUGUAUGUUGUGUAAGAGAGCCGAUGAUGUUGUGCGGUCUUUUUUUUCUUUCUUACUUUGGUACAGGUAGGCGUUUUCAGAGCGCUGUGAUAAGAGAAAUGCUUUUCUUUGUUAUCGCCUGUGUGUCAGUGAAUCCUUCUUGUUGGUAAGUGAACGUGUUGCAGGUGAUGUUCAGAGCAGCACUGGAUUGACUCUGAAGGGAUGAAACAGAUCAUUGCACAUACUUCUGCCUUUAUCGAUCAGUUUAAUAGAGGCUGCAGCAUGGAUGUAUCACUGUUACUGUAUCACAGCACCCAUAGUAGGGGUUGGAAUUACCAGUGACCCUACGAUACAAUAUUAUCGCGAUACUUGGGCCAUGAUACGAUAUUAUCAGGAUACUUAGGCCACAAUAUGAUAUUAUCACAAUACUUAGGCCACGAUACAAUAUUAUCACGAUACUUGGGCCACAAUACAAUAUUAUCACGAUACUUGGGCCACAAUACGAUGUUAUCACAAUACUUGGGCCACGAUAUGAUAUUAUCACGAUAUGAUAUUAUUGCGAUUUUUAACAUUUUUCAAUACAGUGAAUAUUGCGAUAAAUAUAUUGCGAUUUAUAAUUUUUUUUAACUGUGUAGCUAAUUUAGCAUUUGCCUUUCCUUUAUGUUUGUCUUAUUGACACUGUAUUUUAUUUUCAUGUAGCACAUCUUGCAAACCUUUUAUGUAUUUGUGAUACUAACUUUCUCCUGUUCCCUGAUGUCACCUCUGCCAACCUCACUGGACAAACAAUUGAUUUUAUUUUUCCAUUAUUAUAGAUUUGACUUCAUAUUAGCAAUUAAUUUGAAGAAAUUGAUACUCGGUAAAUGAGACAAUACGAUAUAUCACGAGACAAAAUAUCGAGAUACUAUGCUGCAUCGAUUUUUUUCUCCCACCUCUAACCCAUAGGCUCAUGCACAUUCCCUAAACACUGUUUAAGAAGUGUCACUUUUCUAUUCAAACUAAAUGUAGAUCAAUAGUUCUUGUACCCAGGGUCUGCAGUGCGAGACAUUUUCUGCAUCAGCUGAUUGGAGAUGUCCGCCUCUCAGUCAAAAAUAGUUUAACUUUUUGGAAAGCGCUGCACUGCACAAUGAAAUUAAACAGUAAGCACUGUUGAGAAGCACUCUGAAAUUGAGAUCGUGGGCACAGUCAGCACAAAAAAACACCAUAAGUGGACCCGGUCUCUUAAACUUUGAUGCUUUUUGGUAAUGCAUAAUUACUUCCUGUAGUUCUAGUGUCCUUACAUCUGGAAUGAAUGGCUGUUUAGUAACUUCUGAGAUUAAAUAUAGCUUAAAAUCCUGAACCUAACCUUUGCACCCUUGACAUAUUUGACUGACACUGUAGCUUUUUACAAAGAGGCUGAAGGUCAGACUCUGCAAGCACUCCUGACCAACAACAAUAGGCUUCAAAACAUGACAACAAUGGGUGAUCUCACCAAUACUAUGUCCAUUUAUCAUACCGUCUAUGACUGGAACAUGUUGGCAAUUUGAAAUAUCAACACGAAUUAACUCAGAAUCUGGGUUACAGCGUGAACAAGAGCCCAGACCUUUAUUUUUAAGAAUCGAGUCAUUUCCUUUUUUCCUUUAGACGUGUUAUCACAUGAGAAAAAGCUUAUCUCUUCAUUUCACAGCUUUACUCCUUCCUUUUUUAGCAUUCCUACUGUCCUAUGUCUGCCAUCCAAGUAUUGACCUAUUCAUCUUUGCUUCCUCUCCAGCAGAGCUCCAGUAACGGCUCUUCAGAGAGCCAGAAGGCUGAAGGCGGCUCCCUCAGCCCAGAGGCCGCCGAGGAGCUGCGGCUGGCAGAUGUAAAGCGCAUCGGUCGAGACCCUGACACCCGGUCAGUGUCCCUGCUGGAGCAGAAACGCAAAGUUGUUUCCUCCAGCAUUGAUGUCCCUCAUGCCAGGUAGGACAGAGUCAAUAUGUAUGUGUUUAUGUGGGUGUGCAUGUACCAGUUUCAAGCGUACCAGUCCCUUUGCUAGUGAGGGUUUGAUUUGUAUCCUAGAGGGAGUUUGGCUUGAGUUCAGACCCACAAAGUUCACUGAAGGUUUAUGACACAGAUAUGUCAUCUCAUAAAUAGGACAGAGAUUAUAUGAGCUGAUUUUUUAAAAAAUCUAAUCCUUGGAGCUAUUUUGGCAGACCACUGAGUGCAACGUUAAAUGACAGGAGUCCCCUUUGGUGCCAUUACAUAUAUGUUUAUUUUCAUUAAAUGCCAUGAUGAGUGUUACGCUAUAUUAGUAUUAAUGCAUUGUAAAUCCAAUACUAAAAUGUCCUUGUUGUAAGAUUUCAUCCCUGUCCUCAGCCUGCAGAGUUUCUGCAAAAUAUCCCUCUUGGAAGAAUCUGAAGUUGUUGCCUUCACUUGCUGAAGCAAUUAUGGUUACAGUCAUUUUGGCAUGCUGCUGGUGGUUUCCCACGUGGACUCAAGGCCACGAUAGUCAGCUAACACGGAGUAUUGCAUCAGUUACCCUCCUGUGCGUCUUCCCCUGCUCGGUUAACAAAGCUCUGUGGAGUCGGACAUUCUUUAACAAGAGAUAAAUUAAAAGAAAAACGCUCGAAAUGUGUGUGGGAGAACAGCUUUUAUGUUUUAUUGGGAGGGGGGGUUGAAUAAUCCAUCUGAUCCUGCAGUAUUUAACAGAGGGCUCUUUACAAAUGAAUUAUUAUGUUAUGAUGCCUGAGCUGUUCCCUCACACAUUCAGCGAUUUCUUGUUGCAACACAAAUAUUAUUUCAAGGUGGUCAGCAUAAUCUGCCACAGAAGCUGGUCCACAACGGGGCAAUUAAACAUUAAUAGGCAGCAGUGCGUGGCAGCAGAGAGCCAUCUAAUAAAGCAACAACACACUCUCACUAAUAAAUGUGGAACACUAAUACGUUGUAAAGCACUGCACUUAUUAUCGAACAUCACUCCCCAUUACUCGUCCUUGUGCAGCUGAGGAAGCCCAAUCAAUGGCAACUUGCUGAAAACUGUAGUAAAAGUCGACUAUUUGAGCCGCUUUAUCACCGCACUCUGGCCCUGCUUUAAAUUUAAUAGUUAUUUGCUGAUGAGUCAUUGAUUUCCAGCCCUCUUGUUGCCUAUUAAGAGGAAAAAUCUCCUUUUAAACGGGAUCUAUCUCAUGGAUUAGACAGAAGUUUUACACCUGUCCCACCAUAAUUACCUCUGCAAAGGGAUGCUGUAAUAUUGAUAUCCCUAUGGUUAUUGUGGAAUGGCUUAUUGAUCAUCUCUGUGCCGCUGCAAAAGUUGAGCUUGAUGCCCCGGCUUAGGGAUGAUCACUUUAUAGAAAGAGCUGCUGUUUAUACUCUUAAUGAGACCAUCUGACACCCAGGAAGCCACAGGGAAUGUCUUAUAAAUCAGAUUUCACCCUCAACACACAAUAAUGUUGAUUUAGAGAAACCUUGACCUUUCCAAAGCGCCACACCUUUUCAGUUAUUAGUGUUUGCACAUAUUAAAUUUCAAUAAAACAUCAGAGCUGUCACUACAGGUGAUAUUACAAUAGAAAUGCACCAGAUAAUUUUCUGUUUAUUUUGCUGAUCCAAACAAGUAUUUAUGAUGCAGUCUGUUUUCCAGGGUCUCUCUCAGAAGGUAAAAACUUUACACAGCCUUUUUGUGUAACAGUUCACAGUGCAUACAGCAUAGUAGGGCUGGGCGAUAUGGCCUUAAAUCAACGAUAUCACGAUAUAUUGAGCAGUUCACCUCAAUGACGAUAAAUGGAUGAUAACUACUCCACAAGCUGCUCACCUCCUCCCACAUUAACUUCCGUCUACUUCAGCCGCUACAAUUUUUGAAACUUCCUCCAUCUCCUCACCUGUCUUUCCCUCUUGGUUACGGACUGGAUGGGGUGGAGUCACGUCUCCGACAUAGGACAGUGUCUUUAAGGGACAUGAGACCUUUGUCUACCUACACACAUCUUUUUUUGAGGUCCAUCAAGCUUGGUUGGGAUUUCAACUUUGGUGGUACCUGAUGAGGUCUUCUUUUUGAAGGAAAAGGCCCCUGUUUUGGGUUUGGCCAAAAUAAACCAACUUUUAUUUAUUUACUUAUUUGACACCAAAUGUAUUGGCGAGGGCAAAAUGACGUUGGUUAUUGUCGUAAAUUUCGGUAUCAGUAAAUUUUCAGUUUAUCGCCCAGCCCUACAGCAGAGUCCACAAUUUGUUGCUCUCGUGCAGCCGUGUAACUCCUUCUUGGACCAUCUGUUCUCUCAGAGUUUGCAGUCCUGCUGGUUCACAGCAGAACUUUGAGAGUGGUGAGACACAGAUCCACUUCCUGCAACCUUUUGGCCUGAGGUCAUGCCAUUCACCCCCACAGAUCACUGGGGAGUAUUUUCAAUCUUUCUAGCACUCCAUGAGGUUUAUUUUUAUAACAGUACAUACCUGUCUUCUUCCAGUGCAUGCCUAUGACCCAAUGGAAAUGACAAAAGACAGGGGCUCGUUCUUACUCCUGUCUGGUUGCAUGCUGUACUGGUUCAAAUAUUGCAACACAAUAAAACCUCUCAAGAUAAUUUUAGUAACCUUUAAAAGUAAAGGCUUUUUCCUUGAAUGGGAUUGGAGGAUUGGACAAUGCAUGGCAGGAAAAUGGAAGAAAAGAGCAGGAAUUACAUCCUGGAAAGAGCAUUAAGUCCAUGGCCGACCACUUUAGGACUGCAGCCCCUUCAUAUGGAGUGCAUGAUUUAACCACUAAACCAAACUGGUAGCUUGUCUCCUUUAAAUGUACACUGUUUUAUGCAGAGAUCCAGAUUUGAUUAUACUACAAAAAUCGUCAGCCUGAACCUGUCACAAUAAUCAGGGUCAGGUUUGGUUUGUUAUCAACUAACUUUGUUUGUUUGCUUUUGCUGAUAUAAACUGAGCAUUAUGUCUUUUCUGUAUCUAACAUGUAAACAUAAAUCAGGCGGAUAUUUAGAGUUCACUGCCUUUGAAAGAGCCAAAUAUAUACAGUACAUGUAUGUGUGUAUACAAUCAUUGCAUAACAUUUGCAAAUGCUGGGGUGUGUUUAUAUAACACUGUCCAAUUUUAUUAUCAAUGUACUCUUUAUUAUCUCCUCAGUUUUUGGCUUUCAGUGUAGAUUUGAUAACCGAAAUGAAAGAAUAGAGAAGGCUCAGUUUUUUUAAAGGUUCAAAGUUCGAUCAUACUCUUUUAUCACAUGUGUCUUUUUUGAGGUGUCCUCAGAGUUCAGGUCAGCCGGUUCGCCCCCUCUUAGCAUCAGGUCUUACAUGUGUUAAUGAAAAGUCCAAUUUCUUGCCAGGAGCACAGACUUGGCAUCUAAUUAUUUUGUGUGUCGCACUUCAAAGCCCGGUCCUCAGAAACCCGAGGAUCUAUUGUGCUCGUCGAGUGCUGAAUCAGACCAGCUGAAAAACCCACAGACCUCCAGAAAAAAAUAACCCAUUUUUUGUCCAAUUCACAAAGUGGACUUGCACAAUGAAGAACAUGAAAAGUUAUCUCAGGAGCAGGUAUGAUAUCUCUACAGUAACCUCCUCAGCGCACACAGAAGCCUUAUUGCCUUGAGAUUAAGAUCCAUGGCUCUCAUCAUCUGCACACCUGCGACUGAUUUUCAUCCCUGCUCCGCUCUGGGGAAGAAAUGGUGUCAGCAACGUCCACAAAGUAGCGUUUAUCUGUAAUGAAGACAAGCGGAGGGAGGAAAGAGGCUUGGAGGCAUGGCGAGGAGAAGAAAAAAAGGGGGACUAAGGAGGAAAACGAGUGGAGGAAAUGAAUGUGUGUAGAGAGGAGGAUAAGAGUGUAAAGGAGAUAGAGAGAGCAUGUGUAGCCGAGAGGAUAACAGCAAACGAGAGAAGAGAGAGAGAGAACGCCUGAGGAUUUUUUUCAGAGCUAACUCUCUAGAGAAGUCUGACCUUGAGGUUGUUAAUUGCACUCUCAAAAGUUCCCCUCGACGCUGGUGAUUUACAGAGAAAAUGUCUGGCUGUUUGAUGGCUCUCUAGGUCCCCUGUAACCCAGAUAGAAUAGGUUUUCUUACCUCAGUUGGGGGUGUCACUGAAGUACCCCCGAUGCCUUGUCUGCAAUCAUUGGGAAAAUAGAGGAAAAAUGACAUAGUGCUGCAUAGAUGUGAGACCUCGGGGGUUUUGUGUCGCUACAUUUGAAGGUUCUGCCAGCUGGGCCCGGGUCUCAUUGCUUUAUUGAGUCGCCACCUUCAUUGUAUGUUUACAGCACAUUUACUUCGCCAGCAUUUCGUCACUUUUUUCUCUCCAGAAAUCAAUAGCUGUCAUUCAGCGAUUGACCUGUUUUCUGACAACGGCUCAGAUUCCUCGUUCCAGAACGAAUGUUUAUUUUUUUUCAUGAAAUGUUGAAAUUCGUUGCGUUUCAAAUGAAAUACAGGAAUUACGAUCCGUCUAUGCCGUAUUUAUCGUCUGAUUCUCCUUCAGCCAAUGCUGAUCUCUGCUUGUUGUCAGACUGUGCUCUCAACCAGCUGCUGGGCCUUCUCCUUCCUCCCAGGGCUUAUGUUUUCUCCACGCAGGAAACAGUCAAUUGUAACAAGAGCUGGCGGGGGCAGACCGCUGGAAACGAACGGCUUGGCUUUUGACAAAUAGCAUUCGGGAGACUAAUUGCUAGCAGGGGAAGUGAAGUAUAACCUUAGUUGAAGGGGAAAUCAAGAGAGUGCUCAGCUUAUUAUUGCUAAACCUAAAACCAACAGAUCUGAGAGUUCAAAAGUCUCGCCAACAAUCAUCCAUUCGGUCUUUUCUAGUAUGAAUAAAUCAAGGUUAUAUACUUUUCUCUUUACGGCGUUUUGUGAUGUUGUUCUCAUCCCCGUCCAACUCGAUACCCGUGUUUAAUUUGAUUUAUUGAGAGCAGUCCACAUCACUGUAAAUAAAACCAAAAAAGCUUGUGGGGGUUGAGUGGGACUGACUUCAAAAUCAAUCCCGUGCCAAAGAAGAACCGUUUGUUAUUGUUAAUGAUUUUUAUUGUUGAUCAGUGUGUUUGCAGAUCACCCAGUUCACUGCUCUGAGCCAACCAUGUGUUCCACACUCUCGGCCCGGUGCAUCGGCCAACUCUGUCGUGGAUUAGGGCCAAACGCUCCCUAUCCUGCCUAAAAAGAGGUCCUAAAUGACUGUCAGAUUAGCGUUCGUCUCUUGAUAAAGAUGCACGGCUACACGUUCUGUUUGUUUUUCUUUCUGUCAGCGGUUUUGUUUGUUUUUACGGUCAAUUUUUACUUUUUUGGAAGACUGUAACCAAUCCCGCUUCUUUUUUGCACAAUGUGUUUGUGUUUGUGGCGAGGGAGAGGUUUGAGUUUCGAAAUGAGGGAAAGGAGGGCAGGAUGGGCUGUGUGUGUGUGUGUGUGUGUGUGUGUGUGUGUAUGAGAGAACUCUGGUUUCUCCAGAGAGAGAGAGAGGGAGAGAGUGACAAAGAGAGAGAGAAAAGGAGGGAGAGAGAUACUCAGCGUUUGCCAAAGAAAACAGUUUUCCUGGUUUGGAUGCCAGUGGAGUUCAGAAACCAUGCGAUUACCAUCUGAAAAGAGAGCUCUCAUGAUCUCCUGCUUUCUCUCUUUUUCUCUCUCUCUCUCUAUCCACUCACUCGCUCGCUCAGACUCAGUGUACUUUUAUCUGAUUGAGCACUAGAGUUUUUUUUUUGCCACAACUUGCUUCACCAAACUAAGUUUUUGAGUGAAAUGUCUUGUGAAACCGUAUCACAGCAGCCUAACCGCCCUCGGAUAAAAAUAUCUAACAGUAAUGCGCUUGUAUGUUUUUCAAAAAGAGGAUGUUGCUUCACAUUUGAACAGGGUUCCUGUUUUUCAGCAACAACACAGGUUCACCAAACCUUGCAGGAUUUUCCAUCUGAGCUUUUCCAUGCUGUUUUGUGAGUGUAAUUACGAGAGAAAAUUGGAAAACAUCAGCUUGAAAUGAUCAAAAUAGGACAUUUGUGCAGGCGCCAAAGUAGACCCCUAUCCAAAAUUUAACAAAGUUUUCAUAAUUGGAUACACUGUUGCCUGGGAUUUAGUGCAAAAUCAUCUUGGAAUAUAAUAAAAAAGUCAAGGUUUUUACUUUGCAGCAUCAAAAAUAAAGGUUUGAUUUAAAAACAACCUGAUCAAUGAUCUUCAGGCAGGCUUUAAAGGGAUUUAUAAAAACGCACAGAUUUAGCCACCAUGAGCUCAUUACAACAGGUUGUUUCAAUGCCCCGAGGCCCUGAUGGGAUCAAACUGAUGUUGUUUUUAAUCCGGGCUUAAGAACCGCCAGAAGGGGCCGAAGUCCUGAUCAUGAGAGGUCAAAAAGUCUGCCAUCAUUUUCAGGUAUCAUCAUGUUUCCGAAGCAAUCUGCAGUUUCUUGAAAUUGAUCAUGAGGUUCCAGAAAUGUAGCAGCUUAAAGUGUGAUAUGAUCACAUUUUAGUCAAGGUUACACAAUUAUUCAAGUGUGCACGGCUUUAAUAUCCAUAUGAGUGCAGUAUAAGUCAGGGUAAUGCAACAAAAUGAGAUCUACUUUAUGAGGAGGUACGAGGAAAAAAGUGAGACAAAGGCCCUCGUUUUAAAUGGUGGUCUAUGGGAAUAAUUAAAGGAAUAUUCAGAGUUUUUUUUUUCCUUGUUCAGCCCCAUUUUGGCUCCUUUGAUUCACAGUUUUCAUGAAAUGUCAUAGAUUAAACACAACCUCAAUCGAUUGCACCGAAUCUCUAAUCUCAGAUGCAAUAGUCGAGUAUCCAUAGUUCCAGCCCUCCCUGCUGUUAACUCCGCUUUAGAUUCAUCCCUCACAGACUAAUCAAAGGCAAAGCCCUCACUCUUUGUCAAUAUCUAGGCAUGCCAGUGGGAGCCUCCUCGGGUCUGACCAUGUUGGAUCAUUCUCCGAGUCCUGGCUCCAGAGAAAACCACCACCUGUGAUGCUGCAGGAGCGCAAUUGUGAGUUUAAAUUUAUAUGCAAAUCAGCCCUUUAAUUAAGUUCUUAAUAUCAGUGAGUGCGAGUUGGGGAAUGGUUAGCGGUGGAUUAGUAGACAGUUGGCCUAAAUUCACAACGUUUUUUUUUUGCCAAAGCACUGGACUGAGGCAAGCCUGUGCGGGCAACGCUUGUCUUCAUUGUGAUCUCCAUCCCUGAAUUAUUUUCACUUUAACGGCAAAUGACCGCAGACAUACCAGAAAGUUUAUACAUCUGGCAGGCUAAUUACAACAUCAGUUAUCAGGAACACUUAGAUUACAGCGACAUCUGCACCAUUUUUCUCCUGUGAAGAGAUUGCUGUACGUUGUUUAAACAAAAUGCAUCACGCUUGCCCUUAAUCUAAAUCCAACACCCUAAAAGUUGAUGCUGAUUGCUUUGACGCUAGCUGUGGAAUUGACUCAUCAUGUGAAACAUUCAUUUUGAAGCCAUCAUCAAAAAUCUAUUUGCGGUUAUUGAUGUCUUAUAUAAACAUAACGCUGCUUCUCAGGAGUUUGAAGACCCUUUAUGACUGUCGAGGGAGCGUACAAAAUGUGUUGGCCUGACAGCUCCAAUUUCAUGAAUCAACGGAUGAAUCAAUCUAAAGCUGCAGAGAGAAUGUCACUGAUAUGCUAAUUCGUCAUACACUGCUGCUGUUGUGUCUUUAAGGUAGUGGUCGGUUCAAUAAUUCCCUGCACGUUAUCCAUAGUACACAGUGAAGCGCCUCAGAGCCGAUGUUUAUGUGACAGUGGGCCCUGCUGGACCUCCGCUGCCUCCGACUAAUCCAUAGUCCCCGGCUUUAAUGGACUGAUGGCACAGAGUGCUACAGGACAAAAAGUCCUAAUUGAUUCUAUCGACGGACGUGCAUUAUGGUCAUCUGUGGUAUAUACGAGGUGGGACUAAUUGACGGCGGUGUCAAGUGUCGCACAUUGUGUCCAAACAAGCACUAAUGAGGUGGUGAAAUUAUCAGGAACAUCCAUUUUCUUCUGUAUAAAGGGAGUUUGACGCUUUGUGGCUGGUUUAAUUAGCAGGCCAAGUUAAGGUCGCCUUUUGAAUCAAUGAGGAAAUGUUUUUACAUUGAGUAUAUGAAGUUGGACAAUACCUACAAAAAUGAACCAUCACUUAAUUGAUGUUGACAGUGACAGUAAUAAAAAUUGUCUUUAUACAUUAUCUCUAAUUUAAGUUUUUACCGAGCCUUCUUACUAAUUACACAUCUAUGUGAGAUACCCUAUUAUUAUUUCUGAAUAGCAAGAGCAAUUCACAUUUGAGUAUCACAUUUGGAGAGUUAAUGAUCUCACCUUUCUGUUCACAAUGUGGCAAAAAACUGAGAAAAUUUUUUAUUCCGGUUUAUCUGCGUUAAUGGCGGAUCAGUCAGGGGGAAAAGAGAGAAAAUAUGUUACCGAAUUUUUGGAUUAUCAAAACACUUCAAGAAGUGAGAAAGAGAGACAUCUAACAAAUUGAAGAAAACUGACAGCACUAUGGUUUCACAUUUGGAGAGCUAAUGAUCUUACCUUUUUGUUCACAAUGUGGCAAAAACGGAGAAAAUUUUUCAUUCCGGUUUAUCUGAGUUAAUGGCGGAUCAGUCAGCGGGAAAGAGAAAAGAUGUUACUGUAUUUUUGGAUUAUCAAAACACUUCAAGAAAUUAGCAAGAGAGACGUCUAACAAAUUGAAGAAAACUGACAGCACUAUGGUUUGGGCUUUGAUGCAUCUGUAACAAAUGUCAGCAGAAUAAAAUAUAAAUGUUGAGACUAAUCAAGUUCAGUGUGAGAACAUUCAGUUCUUGAAUGUUGCAUGUUUGUUGCGCAUGAGGAAAAGACACAAAUCUUGAGGACAGAAUGAACAGCACUAAGAUCAUGAGCUGAAAAAUUAUGCACUUCCUCUCUUGAUUUAAUAUUAAUAUCACCGUACAGACCCAGGCCAAGUUUUGGUUUGGGGCAAAGACAAAGUGACACAGCGGGGAGAUGACGCGCCUCUCAAGUGUAACCCAUUAAAAAACAAACUCAGCCCUGCAGACGUACCUUCUCCCCGUAUCAUUUCUAAUUAUGGCCAUCAAUUUGGAAGCUCCACUGACCUGUCUGUUUUUGACUUAUUGAUAUCCGUCAGGCUGACAGGCUUUAUUAAUUAAAAUGGAGAUGUACUAAUUAAGAGCACGGCAUGAGGGUGUCAUAAUUGUAGCCCUGUUUUAAUUUGAGUGUCGCUCAUCAAUUUUAUCGCUGUUUAGCAGAGUGGGUGCGGCGUGACGGAGGGAUGGGUGAGGCGGGGCGGAGGUGCCCUCAUGUGACACGUAUGCGCGUGUGCAAUUGCCUGUGUUUGCUAGCCGUCAUUAGAUAACACUCCAACAUGCCACUUUGCCGAUAGUAAGCACAGCCUGCUCUAAAGACCAGAUGUCCUAAUGACUUCCUUUCUUUGUCCAUGAUGGUUUGCAUGAGAACAUUAAUUAUUCUUCCUCAUAAUCCAAGCAGAUAAGAGCAAAUUAAAUCAAAGACCAGCCAAUCCAGCGUUGAGCAUAUCAGCACAUGGGAGGGCAACAUGGGAGCAUAUUUGUAAUAGGGGAGGCCGCACUUUUAAUCGAUUCAGGAGCUGUAUCAGUUUGACAAAAAGAUCCGACAAAUCUGUUUUUGUGCGCUUCAGCAACUCUUCUCAGUUUCAUGCUGACACAUAUUUUAAAAGGGAACAAUGUGAUCCUCCCAUAGGGUCCCUCAGAUGAGAGUCUGUUCUCAGGACUUGGAUGGAAACAUGGAAAAAAAAAAAAAAGCUGCGAGCUCUGCAACUGCCAAACAGUUUAGUGUUUCUUUUUUAGUAUCAUUCAGUCCAUCUGUGCACCAGAGUACUGGAUUGUAUGCUUGUGCGUUUAUUCUAAUAUGUAUGUCUGUCUGUGCAAAGAUGUUAACACCCAAGUGGAAUGGAUCUAGUGGUUUCGUAUGAUUAAUAUACCAGCCCUGCCGUAUUACUCACCACUAGUGGCAUCGCUCUCUGUCUCCGAUGCUGAGAGUGCCCCCCCCUUUCUGAGUCAUUCCAGGUCAGACAACAGGUGUCGCUGCCUUCCCUACAAGUGUUGGUUUGUGCUGCUGCUCAGGCAAAUCUCGCAUCUUCCCACAAUUCCUCAGGGUCCUUAAUGCAGAGUCAAGACUGCAUUCAAUCCUUUCAGUUGUCUAGUAGUAUUGACUCUCGAGGAAACACAAUAUGGCUUUGUCUGAGCCGAUACCAAUAGCCUACCUUACCUCUGCUGGCUGGAAUGUAGAAGAUCGAUCAUUUUAAAAAACAUUUAAAAUGUCAGUAUGCGCCUCUGUUGCCCGAUUUGGCUAAAUGAGUUAACAUGCGAUUGAUGGCAUGCCCCUGUUGUUACUAUGUACUCACCAAGUCUGACUAAAACACAAAAGAACUUUUUUGACCACAAACCAGAGCUCUCCUGUGCAGACAGUCACACUUUUUUGAUGUUUAAAUCUUCAGCCACUGAGCCAUCACACCAAGCAUACUUAAUUGACUGAUGUCAAACAUCCGUAAGUCUAUAGUAAAAACAAUGUCAAUGACCUUAUGGUCAAUCAGAUUGUGAAUAAUGCAGCGUUUCAGUUGUACUCUUAAGUCGGGAUUUCCGAGCUCCGAGUCGGAAAUUCAUCUGGAACGCCCACCCCUGAAGUCGGAUUUCUGACUCGGAAAGUUGGACGAUCCUCACCAACCCUGACUUGACAACAUUAUUAUCUAAGAUGGCAGCGCAGUACAUCAACAGUCAAGAGUAACAGUGCAAGCUCUCAUAAUGUAUUAUUCAUUAGCACUUCUGUUUUAUUUUUGUGAACUUAAAUAAGGGGUGUAAGUUGUGCUGCCCAACGUCUGACUUUGAACUUGGUACUAUGGUGUUUGUAAGAGUAAAAUACUGUGUUAUGCGUUGUUUAAAACUGGUAUAGGUAUCAACAACUAACAACAGUUGACAACAGCUGAAAAUCAUUAACAACAGCUAACAAUGGCUAACAGUAGGCGUCCAUCUUGGUUUUCCGACUUGUUUACUGGAACACCGUUAACUCGGGUGUAACGUCAUUCCCAGCUCCGACUUCUGAGGUAACUGGAACGCAGUAUAAGUGUGGGGAUCACAGUAUACAGAGCAGGUAGGGAUACAUCUGUUGAGUUGCGGCAACCCAGGAUACUGUUUCAAAUAUGCCGUUAGAUGACUAAAUCCUCGGUCUUCUACCUUGGACUGAAAUGGGUAACGAAGUGCUGUAGAGUCUGUGAUUUUAUCAUGAAUUGCUUUUGUGUUUAUGGGUUGUCUUUGGCCACUGCUGCUCCAUAUUUCUUCAACAUACCUUCAGUGCAAUGACUCUUUUUUUCCAGGUGAGUAAAGAGUUGUUGUGUCAAACCUUGAGGUCUUAUCUGAAACGCUGAAAAACAUCAACAUUGACGACUUCAUUCAUUACUCUCUACAGCUCGCUGCAUCUUGUCAAAGGUGACAUACGUGUUUAUCCAGUGAAAUCAAAUGUGAGCGUACAGCAACAGCGGCAGAAUACAGACAGAGGUGCCUUUGCGUGACCCUCACUUGUGUAAUGAUUCAAAAACAUGAUGCCUCCACCGCCGUUAAUUCCCAGAUGUGGUAUGAAACCACCUUCUGGACUAACAGAUGUAUAAAAGAUACUUACACCGCAGGAGAGGCUGUAAUGUGUUUAGUGCUGUGGCUUGUAAUUUCACCUCCAAGAGAGCAAAAAGAUCAUUUUCACACAUGCAGCAAUCAUACAAACUGAAAGAAGACAUUUCAGCACAGAUCUUGUUUUUCUUGGCUGGAAUGAUUAUUUUCUGACAGGAACAACAUCUUGGCUGUUGGACAUGCAGCAUCUCAACAGUUGGCAAUUUGCACAACACUAUUGAAUCCAUCACAGAGUUAAAUAAGCCAGACAUUUAGUCCAAACUGUCCCGCAGAUGUCUUUCUCUACAAAAAAGGACCUUAUGUUGUGAGGCGGGAGCGAUAAAGUUAAUUGAAAGUUAGCCAUUUGUUAGUCUGACAUCUAACAGCCAUCUGCCAGGGCUGAUCUACAUUAACAGUUCUCAAGCAGGACAACAGCAGAAUAUCCUUUUACUCCAUAAUCCAAUAAGGGGUCUUUGGAGUCUCCAGUUGGAUCUAAAGCUGAGGGUAGGCAGCAGACCUGAACAGUAAAUAAGAGACGAGGCACUUCCAAAAGAAAAUAUGAAAGGUAAUCCAUCAUCUGUCGGGUUUACGAACAGAACAGACUCAUAAAAAAAGAACAGACAGCAGGUAUUCCCAUUCUUCCUUUCUCCAAUUUUAAAGCAUGUAUCUCAAUAUCGGUGAAAUAAAACUUUAUUUCUCUUUUUACUCUUAAAAAAAGUUUCCUUUCCUGUUGUAUCCGUCCAGUUGCCCUUGCUGAGCUCCAAUUUCUGCUUUUCAUUAUUGUUCUCCGACUCUCCCUCAGAAAUCAUUAUGACAUUUAAAAGCCGGGGAAAUGCACGAACCUCCUUGUGCGGUGCUGAAAUUGCCAAACUUUUAACAGUGGGCCCCAGCUGCUUCGUCCCUAUCUGUGCUAAUUGGUCUUUUUCUCAGUUCAUAGAAGCUUUCAAAGAAGAAAACGCUUUGAUUGGUGCAUCUCCUCGCUGUCGGUGGGCUGUGUAAUACUCUAUCUCUCUUUCACUCUUCCUCUUUGUUGCUGUCUUUGUUGUUUAAAAACAUUAGUCGUUAGCUCCGCUAGCUUCUCCUGCUAUGGGUGACACAACAACAGACUCCUUGUCGUGUUUGUGGGGCUUUUUGGAUUGAUACUGAGUUUGCAUGUUGGUUUUGGAUUUCAUAGGACAGCUGGUACAGUUGCAACCUCAUCCUGUGGAGAGAGUCUGCUAAGGCCGUCUCCCCUCUUCCUCAACACGCUCGCCAUCAUAACGCCGUUAAUAUCAACAAGGCGGUAGCUUGUUUGAACUAUAGAUCUGUCACCCCCCCCUCUCUCCUGCUCCCACCCUUUUCUGUCCUGUAAACAAUGGGAGUCAGUUGCCACGGUCACGUGAACCACCAGCAUCUGCAGACGAGCUUGUUAUUGUUUUGAUUUGAGUUCCACAUGCCGAACUUGACUCCCAUGUCAGCCGAACUCUGUGUGUCAGUGUGCGUGUCUGUGUUUGUGUGUGUGUGUGGAGUCAUUUUAAGGGUUUUGGUCGGGUGGGACUGGAGUGUUCUGCCAAACUCAAAGGCUGCCUGGAGAACUUUGUGUUUUUCUGCAUGUGUGUAGAUCAUAGCAGCUCUGGCAGCAUUACCUCACUAUGAGCCGAAAAUGGAUGUGUUUACCACGGGCUCCUCUUUCUCUUUCUCUCUUUUUUAAAGAUCCCUGUCUUAUUUUCUCUCUGGCAAGUAUUCGAGACACACAGCACUGAUGGAGGGAAACAUAACACCCCAUUAGACACACACACUCAUAAAAGCAUUUUCUGGAGUUGGGGUCUGCAAACAUGAAAUGCACAAACACAUACAUGCAUGCAUACAUUCGGAAACACACACACACACACAUACACAUAACAUGCUACACAGCCUCUCCAUAUAGCAUGCAUAAUUCAUGACCUCCCAUUGACAUCUAUGUAAACAUGGGUGCUUCCCUCAGCUGCUCUGCAGUGGGUCUUUGUCACAAGGGUUGGCUGAAUUUAGUAAAAUAGCUUCCUCUACUUAACUCCAACAACACACACUUCCACCCAAUAACAACUUAUCUCCAGGAAGUUGUUGUUUUAAUCCUGCUUUGUGCUGUGUUGUGAGCUACUUAAAGCCACUUCUGAACACAGCUGUAGAGGUUUUUUUUUUUUCUUUUAUUAGAGCAUGUCCACGUUUAUGUCGAGCCGUGCCACUUUUUGUUUAUCAGCUCAGAGGAAAGCAGGUUUUUACAGCCAGUGUAACAGAUUAGAUUGGAUCAGAGUCUGUGUUGUCUCUGUUGUAAGAAAUAAUAUCUCCCUCCUUUCUUUCUCUUUUGUUUCUCCCACUUGCAGUCCACUCCUCUUUUCUCGCUGUUUAUUCUUUUCUUUUGUCCAUCUCUCUCAUCAACCCCUUUUGACCACCAGCCCUCCCUCCCUUAGUGAACGCUAUAAACCCCCUCCUCCUUCCUGUCCAUAUUUUACUCCCCUCUCUCCCUCCUGCUCUCACCUCCCCUGGCUCACUGUACUCUAUCUUGCUUUCUCCAUCUCCUCUUUCCCGCUCAUUUUCCCCCUUCAUUCCCCCAUGAUCAGUGUCCCCCCCCCACCCUCCCACACUCCAACUCUCCCUCUCUUCCUUUGUCUCCUCUCCCCACUGCCUUACUAUGAAUGCAUGUGUGUUUUUCUAUGACUGACAGAGAGAGAUGUUAGCCCACUGCUGAGCUGUGUGUGCUGGCACUGUAGACCCGGCAGUGUGGCUAGCUAACACUAACAUAGAAAACCAGCAGUGACAACCACAGUGAGACGAGUACAAGUUGUUUGUGUGAGCUUCCUCUGACAAACAACUUGGGUUUUAGUACCAGCGCCAAAGCUUUCUCAAAACUUGAAAUCUUCCUCCACAUUUCGUAAACGUCUCUAUUGUCCGUUUCCAUCCGGAUAAUCCAGUGAUGUAUGAAAAUGUCGUAAUUAAUAACCCACAUAAAUUAACAUGCAGCUUUCUCUUCAUGCAUACAGAGUCUCUACCCACAAACAACACCCCCACACACAUUUCUAAUUAUGCACGCAGAUAUGCCAAUCAUUUGCAGUUAGCCCCCACAGGAAGGGUUAAUGAUCUGCACACAAUCACACAUUUACCAGUGAUUAUGAUAUAACCGGCAGACGGACAGGAUAGAGGCAUCCCCUGCUGGGUUUCAUGUUGUUUACAAUCGGAGUUUAUUUGUUGUUGUUUACAUUGUGAUCGCAGGCAGUUGUGAGUGGAGAUGCGCUCUAGUGUUGACCCACAUCUUAAGCAACAAUUGGCUUGAAAUGUCUGUCAGCUCUCACAUGGCUGCAGGGAGAAUUGGCGCUGAAGAAGUACACCGCAUACCGACGCUUGUACUCUGAAGGUGGGAGUGAAACUCAGAAGUCAACAUAUUUACGGUGCUUAGGGGGGUGUAUUUGUGCUGUCUCCUGAUAAAUGGUGCUGGUAAUUGGAGGCAAACAAUCCGUUUGUAAGUUAAAGCCACGCUUUGUUGUUGUACAAAAAGAAGAGCCGGUAAUCUUACUAUAAUGUGAAGGAUUUGUGUCUGUGGGACCCAUUGGUUAUAAGGACAUUUGAUGUUUCUGUUGGCGUGUUUCUGCACGCUUCAUCCACAUGCUGUCUGUUCUUUUUAAAGUGUUUACAGGUUCGACGUUUUUUUUCUUUCAGUGCUGAAAACACCUUGACAUGCACAGUGACGAUGAGCAGUGGUUACCGCUCAAUUUGGCGGCUUUAACCGGACUACUGUAACAAGCACAAGAAAGAAUCAAACGGAAUUAUUGAACGAAGCAUGUCCGCCUCUGCUGCAGUAGGUGGUGACAUGUUCCCUUUAGGGUUGUUACUAUUGGGUCCUGUCCCUUUUGAAAUAUUAUGUAUGAGAACAAUCAACGUAACACUUAAGCAAGAGGUGAAUGGGAUAUACUGCACGAACUAGUAAAACUGCGAGUUUUACAGCUCUUUACUGUUUUUUUUACAGUAAGACAGUUUUGUCUUUUUUAGAUCAUUUCUACGUUUCUUGAGGUUUUUUCUAGAGGUGAAUAGGAUAUACUGGACAAACGGUGAAAAACUGUGCAUUUUACAGCUCUUCACUGUUUUUUACAGUAGGUAAAUUUUGUCUUUUAUAUAUCCUUUCUGUGUCAAUUGAGUUUUUUUCUAGAGGUGAAUGGGAUAUUCUGUAUGAAUUAGAAAAUCUGCGAAUUUUACAGCAUCUUACUGAUUUUUUUACAGUAGGAAAGUUUUGUCUUUUUACAUCCCUUCUGCAUUUGUUGAGGUUUUUUCUAGAGGUGAAUGGGAUAAACUGUGCGAACUAGUAAAACUGCGAAUUUUACAGCUCUUUACUGUUUUUUCACAGUAGGGAAGUUACGUCCUUUCUGUGUCGAUUAAGUUUUCUACUAGAGGUGAAUGGGAUUUACUGUACAAACGGUGAAAAACCGUGAAAUUUUACAGCCCUUUUCCUUUUUUUCACAGUAGAACAGUUUUGUCUUUUUGACAUCCUUUCUGCGUUUGUUAAGUUUUUUCUAGUCAAGCAGUCAUGCUAUUCAACUUCAACUAAAAAUGGUUAGCGCUAGCCUUUUUUUUCUGCGUGUCAUGCCUCCAAAACCAGGUCAGAAAUUAAUUUAAAUCUGGUAUCUGAGCUUUUGCACACUUAUGUUCAAUUUAUACUCACCAGAUUACUUUAGCUCACUUAAGUGCCUCCUCUUAAUACCAGCAGUUACCCAGCUUCUCUGGGUAUGUAAACACACUACACAUCACCUGUUUGCCUGCUCCUCCACUCUCCACAACAACAACAACAAAACCACAUCAACAGCAGCGCAGGCUUAAUGCCUCUUUGUCCCCAAGUGUCAGCUUUGAUGGAGAAUGUCCUGUCAGGCUGCACACAAGCAGGCAGCCCUCGCCGUGCGGUUGCUAACCGUUGCGUCAGAGGAGGCAAUAUUUUGUUAAAGUCUUUAAAACAAGGCCACGAUUUGCAUUUUAAAAACUGCUAAAACCUUUUUUAAAAAAGCCUGUAUUGAUUUACAUGUUUGCACGCUUUUGGCCGCCACAUAAAAAAAAACAACAAAAAAAAAAAGUGUCCUAUUUAGCGGCUUUACACCUAAUGUUGCAAAAUCUUUAAUUUCGAUGCUAAUACAUGAAAAGUUGUUAUGUACGCAUGCCUCAGAGUAACAGAGCAAAGUCUUUGUGUGGACUUGUUGACAUGGUUGAGAGGGGAGAAGGAAGGGGUGGGCUUGAUAUCUCCCCCCUCUUUCUCCUCUCUUGGUGUUUUUUUUUUUCGUGGCGGCUGUCUCUUCACGCUCAGUGUCACAUCCUCAUAGCACACAGCAGUAAAUUAAUCAGAGAUAAUGCUUGCCUGAUGGAGACCUUCCCCCAAAACAUACUCUUCACCCCGUCCUGCUCCCUCUCCCCUUUUCUUUGUCUACCUUUUUUCUCUUCAACACAAUUUACAAUCGCUGAAGAAAGGUUACCCCAACAUGCUUGUGACGCUAAUAAGUGAUUCUGCCUGGUUUCGAUGAAACUAUCUGGCGGACAAUUAGGGAGGUUUUUCCUCUCCGCAGCAUGAAAGCAACCUUUGAGUGCGGUAGCUUCGAGAAAGGGCAUCACUGGAAAACCACAUUUCACUCAACUUUUACAGGGCAAGUCAAGGUUAACAGUGGCAGAAAUAGAGGAUUAACUGAGGAGGAAGAGGACGGAGGAGAAGAGGUGGGAGGAAAAAAGGGGGAGGGGUGUAAGUAAAAGGCCUUUAGGUAAAUGUUGGAGUGCCGACCAGAUCCUUUGUCCUGCCUCGGGGCUGUGUGAGGUGAUUGGACCAGCUGAUAGGCCUUUUAUAAUGCCCUCCAUCGGCUCAAUCUCAGGGGCUUUUAUGAGCACCUUCAGCAAACACGCACACACACACACACACACACACAUGCGCUGAUACACACAUCCACUACCCCCUUAUUCAAUGUAGGUGUAAUUGGGAAAGAGGCCCCUUCCUCCAAUGUGUGUAUCGCUCUCCUGGGAGCUGACAGGCUGGAGGUGUGUAUGUCUGUGAGUGAGUGUGUAUGUCUCUGUGUGUGUGUGUGUGUGUGUGUGUUUGUCUGCUGUGGUUACAGGCAGAGUGUUUAUAAUCAAAGUCAGCAGCGAUAAAAGGGUGCUCGUGUGUGUUUAUGUUGGUGUGGUUUAUGGCACUUAUUGGCAGGUUGUGUGUGUGUAUAUGUGUGUAUAUGUGUGUGUUUGUCCAGAGGGCAGCUGGGAAGAAAGGAUCAUUCGAGGCUACCUCUCUCUGCUAUUACGACCCCCAUUAUCACCACUGGACCGGCCACUAAACACUAAUGAACACACAAACACACAACGCUGAUGAGGUGAAAGGCAGCUGAGGCAGCCUGGGGAGCAGGUUCUUGAAGGAACUCCAGAAAAAGAGGGAAACAUGGAGCUGGACGUAAGAGACCUUUGAUUAGUGCUGUUCACUUCAGCUCAGGCAGCAUAUAAUGAACCUGCUUUCAGCUGGUGAAGUCAUUUUCUCCUAGUUAAAUGUUCCAUAGCCUAGAUUACUAAAAUGAACAACACAUCAGAAAAAGAUUCACUGCGUUGGUCUUUGAAAUUACAGUCACCUCUGUGACAAUCAAGCAGAUUUUUUUCAGUAGCAUGUUGUGCGAAAAGAUCAAUUUGUUGCUUUAGUCUGACUGAAAAUGGACAUGUAAACACAUUUGUAUACACAUUAAGCUGGAUGUUAAACAGCAUGGGUGUGUUGCUAGGAAGCAAGGUAGUAAACAAAACCUCAACAGACAAAGAAAACUUUCCUAUCGUACUGAAAAACAGUAUGAAGCUGUCAAGCAAAUGGUGUUUUUACCGUUCGACGUACACCAGGAGACGGUCUGAUAGUAACAAGCUGAAAGGGGGCAUGUUGCCGCCUACUGUAGUCGAGGAGGGACAUGCUUCUGAAUAGUGGAUGUUAACGGGGACAAGGACAGCAGACUAGUCCAGUUAAGUCAUCUAAACAAGCUCAACUUCACCAUUACAAUUGGCAGGUGGAGUCAAGGCGUGCACAGUCACACCUCUUUUGUAACCAAAAGUCACAUUAAAUUUACAGAUGAAACGCUAAAGAUCCAAUCGUUUGGUACAAGGGAUGCAACAAUCUACAUUUUUUCCACAUCUGAUCCGAUCUUGAUUCCUGAAUUUGGAUAUCUGACGAUACGGAUACUAUUCCAAUACCAGCGCCCUGUUAGCUUUACCAUCAUUGUUAUCAUUAUUGUUUAUUUUUUGAGACUGACCGGCAAGAAUCACUUGUACAGUCAUUUCAGCAGACAAAGUUAAAGCAAAGAGAUGACUUAUGGAUCAGAAAUUUUCGCAGGUUGGAUCGGAAAUUUCUGAUCCAUGAAUUACGUUGGUAUCAGAACUCGAUACCAAUACUGGAUCCUCAUCUUGGUUUGAAGCUGACUCGAAUGGUCAAGGAAAGUUCAUUGACUUUUGUGUUAGUGUCAUAUUUUCUCUCAGUCUUCUCUACCUCCAAUCCGACAAAAGCCAAAUUUGUCAAUGAGAAGGCAAACAGAAAGUUCCUACAACAUCUAGAACAAGCAGAGUUUGCACCAUUAAAUGAGGGCUUGAUAUGUCUGCUACGACACAAGUACCUCAAUUUGAGAAAGGGAGAAGUUGAUAACAGACCCAGGGACAGACGGAAAAACAUCCUCAGAUGCUCUCUCUCUCUCUAUCGCUCUCUCUCUCUCCCAGCCCUGCACUCUGAAGCUCUUCAUUUACUCCAUUUCUGACACAGAGCUCAGACACUUCACUUCUUCAGCCACUUCCUUUUGUUUACUCCAGCGCUGCAUCACAUAAAUGAUCAGUGUUGUUGAUCCGGCAUCGCAGACAUAAGAAAAAUGGAGCUGAAUGAUGAAGAAAGACAGGUGGUGGUGGGGGAGAGAUAGAGGAUGAAGGAAAGGAGGAAAAAAGGAUGAAGAAUGAGGAUGGGUGGGGGUGUUUACCAGCCAGACACUCUAAAGGUCGUCACGACUCCCAAAGCUGCUGCCUUUGUUCGCGUCAGUGGGCGACCCCCUCACAGCCCGCAUUGACUCUCAGACACACAUUCAUAUAAACUCUCAUUUGCCGGCCUGCGUUCAGGCAUCCAUGCACGCCCAUACUUGUGCACAUAAACAACAGCAUCUCUGAAAAACAGACACAUUUACUUAUAAACUAUCACACACACACAAACACACACGUGCAGUCACAUGAGGCCAAAUGAGUAGCUUGAAGCAGUGAGAUCCUGUGUAUUCCCUCUGCUCAUUAGGGCAUACAGCAACAUCAAUUCAGGGAAAGCCCAUCACUGUGUGUGCUUCUGUGGGUGUGUGGUCAUAUAUGAGUGUGUGUGCGAGUGUGUGUGGAUUGUGUGCAGAUUUCAUUUUGUAAGAUGGCUUAUCCCCGCUUCCACAUCCUAUGGUUUCUUUCUUUUCCCUCGCUCUAAUCAUCAUGCUUUGCAUUUUAAAUGCGUCUCCAUCACUACACUCAUUACAGCCAUUGUUAUCAUUGCAUUCAUCAGUUCGUCUAUUUUUGGAGUCAUACCUCGGGGGUUUAGCUCAAACAUUUGUCAUUGUUGACAUCGUUUUAAGGUGUUUUCAGGCACAUUUUACUUUGAAAAUACAAAAUUGAGAAUCAACAAUUAUGGGCUCAGACUGUCCACACACAGAGGGGAUGUUUUUGAACAUGUAGUUUCUUUGCAUUUCAGCCUUUAGUCACUGCAUAAACAGUAUUUUCACUCACCUAUAACAGAGGUUUUUAAAAAAUGCCUUCAAAGGUGGAGAUUUUUAAGAGUUUAGCUGUGUCUGUAUUUCAGUGAAAAGCAAAAACAAUAGAUCUGGGAAGCACUGACGUCAGGUAACCAAUGUUUAUGUGUGUUAUGUAUGUGCCAAGUUGGCAGACUUCCAGUUUAUAUCUGUUUGGCAGUGUUUUGGGGCUGAUGGCUGAGUCACAGAAGAUCAUUUCACUUUAUAUCUGAUUGCAAAACUUGAGCAAGCAGUGUGUGAUUCUUGCUUCAAGAGCUCUUCCUAAACAUUUGUUUGGUGCACCUUGACAUUAAAAGAGGUGUCAGGGUUAGAUAUGUUGGUUGAGUAUCUUUAAACUUGGUUUUGAAGGUGCUUACUUAAGUCAAGCGUAAAGUAGGGCUGGGCGAUAAACCGAAGAUUUACCGAUACUGAAAUUUAGGACAAUAUCCAACGUCAUUUUGCCCAUUUCUAUAUACUCGGUGUCAAAAUAAAUAAAUAAAUAAAAGUUGGUUUUGGAUGUGUGUCGGCAGGUGAGGAGAUGGUGGACGGUUCAAAAGUUGUAACGGCUGAAGUAGAUGAAGUUAAUGUGGGAGGGGCUGAGCAGAUUGUGGAGUAGUCAUCGUCCAUUUAUCGAUAUUGAGGUGAACUUCUCAAUAUAUCGUGAUAUUAAUUUGAGGCCAUAUCGCCCAGCCCUAGCGUGAAUUCAGCUUUGAGAGGAACAAGCUUAGAUGCACUGACGUCAUUGUCAUGGGGUAUCAGCUUAUCUGUACAUUAACAUCUACAGUUAAAAGGUCACAAGGUGUACACCCUGACUGAAACAUUUUCAUUUAGUGUUUAAAUCUACUGUAGAAAAACUUUUAGUAUCUUAAAAUCAGAAUUGCAUUAAUUGAAAAAGUCUGAUUCAACGUUAUAAAAGCUUGAAACCUCCUUCAUCUGCAUCCUUCCAACGCUGAGCUCUGUCUUCUUCUCCAGCCCUCAGUGUCUUUUCCACCUGACGUUUUCCUCUGCUGCUAAUGUAAUAUCGGAUUAAGGGGAUCCUAGUCAGUGCUGUGUAUGUACUGUAUAUUUGUGCGUGUGUGUCGGGCCCAGAGGCUGGUACAAAAGUGGGACAUCCAACCUAUAGCACCAGUAUAGAACAUGAACGCCAACUGUGCAUGUGUGUCUUUGAGUGUGUUUAGCCUAAGCCCAAAAGAUAGCACAUAUGAAGGGACCCCAGCCUAUAGUAUGUGAAUCAAGGGCAUGCUGCCAUGGCUCAUGUCAAUCAAAGGCAUAUUCAAAGGUAAAGUGCAGGGGAGAGAGCGGAAGAGCAUUUCCCCUCAUCUGUCGCUCAAGGGGUUAACUGUUUUAUGGAGGGUAAUUCAGGACUUAUAUACAUCAACCUGACACACACACACACACACACACGUUUAUAGAAGACCCGGUUAUCUACCCUCUAGCUCUUAUACUACAUAAACACACAGCAGACACUACCUGAAGACUAUUAUUCAGUUAACUGUCGCAGCAUGUGAGCCAUUAAUGUGUUUUUACACGCAGUCAGACUCACUUUGGCCAUGACGCGUUUAUCUUUGAGGACAGAGAUUUUCUGCUCAUCCAGAAGCGGUUGUCACAGAGCCAUAAACAAACAUGUUGGACUGUUUCUGUGCUAUAUGCUCUUUAAAAAAGACGAAUCAGUUAUUUAGUUAUUUAUAUAAAACAUACAAUCCUUUGAAAACUGUCCUUUCAGGCAGCAGAUCCAUACGUAAUUGUGCAUUUGUAGCAACCGGGAAAAUAAAUACAUUUGCUCAAACAUAUGCAUACGGUUUCCAGUGUGUUUAUGACUGUGAAAGGGCUGUGUUAUAUUGUCAAAUAAAAAAGAUUGCAAUAUUUAUCCUUUCUGCUGUUGUGAUAUAAAAAAUGCAAUGGUUUUUACCAGAUAAAUGAAGUGUUUUUUAUGUACUUAAAGCUUCUGUGAGGAUUUUUUUAUGUUUUUGAAAUAGACUGACAAUCAUAUUGAUGCCUUUUGUAUGAUCGCCAAAAGCAAACAAGAUCAUUAGCAACAAGUUACAUGAUUUUUAUUUUGUCAUUUUAAUGCCUGAGAGUGUGAGGUGGUAGGUUUUCAGAAGAGCAGCUGAAGAAACAGUCCUGUUUUUCCAAUUCCCACAUUAAAUAUUCACAGCAAAUGAUGCUUGUCACUGUUGAAAAGAAAACAGUAUGAGAUUUUUUUUAAAAGUCAUUACUCAAGCGUGUAGAAGAGAAGGUAAACUAGACUGUUUUGCCCACAAGGGGUGUCAAAAUGGACUCAAAGUAGUAAUUUCUAAUGAAUAAGAAACUCACUGCUUUUCCUACAUGUGAUUUUCUAAACAUUCGACCAGAUGUGAGCAGCAGCAGGUGUGGAUGUUUUUAAAGUAAUACUUUUCUUUUGAGUCCUAAACCGGUCUCAAGCAUUUGCCAGAAUCUUCUCCUAUCGCAUUUCAAGGUAAUGUGACUAACAGAUAGAGACUCUGCAUGCACAGCGGUCAAUUCUAUAGGGAUACAUUAGAGUGACUUCAGACAAUCUAUUUAUUGUAUAUUGAUUCUGAAAAAAUGAGGAAGUGGUGACAAGAUGACUUGUUUUUGGCCGUAUGACACAGUCAAGUGAAAGUGCUGUGUGUCUCCCUGCUCUGCCCUCCGUCACAACCACUACACUGUUAACUCUCAACCACUGUUUGUCAAUAUUUCUGUUUAGCUUCUGGUAAAGUUAGAUACUCUACAUUACUUUUAUGUCUGUUUCAAUCAAGAAGAGAGAAGAGUAGCGGGACAAUAAUACCACCUGGUGCUGCUGUGUUUAUUAGUCAGACCUGCAGACUGUUUACAGCGAGCUUUACAGCCCCGCACCAUGAUUGACACCCAUAAAAUCACAAAAUUGGAAGAUACAGAUGGAGAACACACUGCAGAUGCACACUAACACACACCUCCUACCAUUAUGAAUCAUAAAUUAGGGUAAAUAUUUUGGUUUUACCUUAUUUUUUCACACACAGGUAGAAAAACGUACCGUGAAUCAGCAGGACAAACAUAUUCUCUGUCUUUGCUUUGUGGUUUAGAUGAAUAAAUAUGCGAGUAAGCCUGCUCUGCUGAUCUGUAGACAGUUUUGUGAAGCUACAGUACAGCUGUAACUGCCUGUCUAUAGACACAUGAAGAAGUAAUACACACACCGCACACACUAAAGGUCUUUGGCUCCACGCCCGGCUAAUGUACGCCACACCCUGCUCUGCUCUCACCAGAGGGUGUUCACUCAGAAGUGUGUGUUGUUCUGAGACUAGUAAGCAAACACAGUGUGCCUGUUUCCAUCGGCACGUACUGCUGCUUACUCAUGUGUACGAAUGUCUCUCUCUCUAUAGCUCUGUAUGCUAACCUCAGCUGUGUGUGUUUGACAGCGUGCAUGUGUGUGUGUGUGUGUGUGUGAGAGAGACAGACACAGAAACAGAAGCCAAAGAGCUAAAACAUGCAGACGCUUUAUCAGCCAAUUAGCUGCCAGCAAAUACAGAUGAUUAAAUGUUUUGUGGCUUUCAGCAAUAAUAUUGUGGAGUCUUAAUGGCUUCAUUAUGUACUCUGCUCUAUACAUUACAGACCCUAUACAUCCAGUGACACAGUGUACUCUCAACAGUGGCUGUGCGCAGGGUCUUUUGGCUUUGUGGUUAGAAGGUUCACAGUUGUGUCAUAAAGAAAUCAGACUCGUAACCUUUCAGAUAGAUCACAUCCUCUCCUCUCCCUUUUUGCUAGUUAAAGAAAAAUCCACCACCACCUUGUCUUUUCUAACAGCUGUAAAACAGUCUGUGUUCUUGGGGUUUGAUUGAUAAUAAUCGUACAAAGCAAUCUCUUGAACAGAGCAGUGUUUCCGCCUUUGAUCUUGAAAGCUUUGAAAGUCAGCAACCACCCAUAAUGAUGUCUUCAUCGCCCUCGCCGCGCUAAUGAAAGUCGAUUUUCGCAGCUACACAACACAGGAAGCUUCUGAGGCUGACACUGUUUUUUUUUUUCAUGUGUACAGCAGAGAGGACAGAGAAAUACGCUCAUGGAGUACCGUGUUAAAGUUGUGUGAUAACGCUCCACCUUUCACUUCCACUCGCCUACUAUACGUUGUAAUCUAAAACCGUCUUUUUGUCCACUGUGAUAAAUGUGAUGUAUCCACUCUGCAUGCGGGUAUCUUGAUGUUUCCGAGCGCAUCUUUCAUCCGUGGAGUAGGACUGAUCUGGGUUAAAGUUCAAUGUAAAGCUUGAGUUACAGGGAAUCAGAUGGAGGUUUGGCACUUCUUCUCAGGGAGCUGCUGAGACUGUUUGAAGAGAAUGAUGCCCGUGGCUCCUAUUUCAAGGAGUUGGCUGCCAGGCCAGUGCAUAUGUUGUUAUGGCUAGGAAGAUGACUUGGUCCUUUGAUUAUAUGCCUGUCUAUGUGUGCAUGUGCGUGUGUGUGACUUUCAGAGCAGAUGUGCAGUUCAGUAAGGCUUGAAAACCAAUAAAUGUAUGCACACUGUUGAAAGAGGAAGAGAUUUAAAUUUUCCUCGCAGAGCUGUCUGCACUUCUAGUUUUCAUCUGAACUCUGUUAGCACUUGUGGAUCUCACAGGCUGGUAGCAAACCUUGUAGUACAAACUAUAACAGAGGAAUGAUCAUUCUGCUGAAUAAGCAGAACAAAGGGUGUGAAAUUGAAGGUGUAAAUAAGAUAUACUGUGUUUUACCAUCAUUAAACUAAUUGUGUAAUUGUCUGCAAUAAAUAAAGAAGACGUGUGACUCUUGAGUAGCAUGCUAAAGGUUAACAUAAAUGCCACACUAAAGGAGUUCAAUGUUUUCAUGAUCUUUAGCUCUUAAAAUCAAGUGCAACUGAGAUCAAAUUUCAGAGUAAUGAUUUCAUUUAGCUGACGCUUUUGUCCAGAGACAGGUGCUGUAAGCAAACAAGAGGCAAUGCACAGGGUAGGGCUGGGCGAUAUGGCCUUAAAUCAAUAUCACGAUAUAUUUGAGCAGUUCACCUUGAUAACGAUAAAUGGACGAUAACUACUCCACAAGCUGCUCACGCCCUGCCACAUUAACUUUGUCUACUUCAGCCGCUACAACUUUUGAACCAUCCUCCAUCUCCUGGAGUCACGUCUCCAAUGUAGGACAGCAUCUUAAAGGGACACACACAUCCAAAACCAACUUUUAUUUAUCUAUGUUUUUGAUACCGAAUAUAUUGACAUGGGCAAAAUGACGUUGGUUAUUGUCGUAAAUUUUUGGUUUAUCGCCCAGCCCUAGCACAGAGUAUAUAGAAUCAUUAUUUCCUCCUUUAAAACAGUGAUUUACUGUAAAAUCGUGAUGUUGUUAAUAAAUACUACAGUGACUGACCAGUAUAUCCGGCGAACAGUGAUUCAAAUAUUAAUAACUUAUGUAAAUGACUGCUUAUUCUGGGCCAAUUAGCAGUAGUGAUGAGGUUUAACACUCAUGCCAAAAAAGUUCUUCUUACCCUAGGCGAAUCAAACUGUUUCUACUUGCAGCGUAUUUUCUCUAUUUAAUGCUUGAAUGAAAACUGAAAGCAGCCGGUUCGCAUCUCCACUCUCAGUUUGAUCAAACAGGUUCAUGUUCUUUUUUUAUUUUUGGCACAUCACCUCUGAGGACAGUCAAACUCUGCCACCAUCACUUAAAAUGACCCAUGUGCUCAACUCUCUAAUACGACAAACAUCAACGUGCAGCUGUCAGCAGCACCUGUCCAAACCUCCCGCACACCCUCAAAUGUGUCAGGUGAGAGCUCAGACUCCACGCAUACGCACCUUGUGUGUAAAGCAGCUGCAACAAUACUGGCUGCAGGAAAUUGAAUAAGCAGCACAAUGCUAUAAACGCCCCGCCUUGGUAAAUUUCUCCGGUUUUAUUGAAAGGCUGUUUUUGAAAUGUGUGUUUUUCAACAAAAGGAUUUUUAUCGGUAAAAUCUCUGGAGUCUGAAUAAUGCGCACAAGCAUGUCAGAGGCAAGUCGUGUGAGUGUGAGUGUGUGUGUUCCUUCAUACACAUCUGCCAAUCAAGAGCUGUGUCCUUCAUGCAUGUUAGCCCCAUGUCAUAUGCAGAUUCCUUUUGUGGUUUGAUUCUAUGAGCAAGAGAGAGCGAGAGAGAGAGGGCGAGAUCAGAUAAGCACAAAGUUGAGGAGGAGUUUGCUGAUUUAUAGGAGCUUAUUGAGGAGGAAAUGGGCGUCAUAGUCCAGUGGCUGUAAUAAACGAGCAGACCUCCCUGAACUGCUCAGCAUCAAAGAGAUAGACCGACCCCCCACCACCCCCAAAAAACCCCCUCACAAAAAUACACAUGAAAAUAUACACACACACACACACACACAUAGACAAAGUCCUUGUUGCUGUCUGUCUUGCUCACUUACUUUCUUCACAGUUUGAUUUUACAGCAGCAGAGAGUCAAAGGAGCCCGAAGUGUGGGAGGGAAAGUGAGAGAGUUCUGAGUCCGUCCAGCAGGAGUGAAGGGAGGAAGAGGAGGGAGAGGACUGAGCGGAGACAGAGGAGUGUAGGAGUCAGGGGUGUGCUUGGCAGCGCUGGUCUUUGUUUCAGAGAGAAUUCCUGUUACCCACCACACCUUUCAGCUUCCUUCAUUAGAGCUGAGUGAUAGUUUGGAGCUGACAUCAGGGACUAAAGCCAGCAGGCAAUUGUUUAUACUAGCUGAUGAUCGUCCUUGGCCCAUUUAGUCCGGACUGGUAAAGAGAGAUAGUGUGUGAAGUCGCUAACACACUCGAACUGUGUAUUAGACUGUGUUGUUUACGUGCGAAACCCCCGCUGUGUUGUAUCUGAACUUUUCAAGAAUGUGUGACCCACGAUAAUUCUGUUGACUCUGGACAAAAGUUUUCCCUCAUUAGUUUGGUGUGUGUUUGUGAGUGUGUACGGGCAAAUGGAGUUCCAGUAAAAGAAGUUGGGAAUACUUUGUUCCAAAACAAGCUUUUGAGCAGUUUUACAUUCUUGAAUUCAAUUUUCCAGCAUUUUAAAGUCUGUGACAAAGUUUUGAAUUUUGGGAAGACUGCAAAUGACCGCUCUCAUGUGGAGCUUAAUUUGGGCAAAACAUGCUUCACACUUCAAGAACAGUCAAAUCAUACAGUUUAAAAGAAGCUGGUGACUGAAAAAAAAACAUGAAUAUGGUGCACUGAAGGUCAAACAUUUUACAACAAAUCACAUCUUGAGACGCUCUGCGAGAAGAUCUGGUCUAGAAGAUCUGUCGCCAUCAGGAUGGGACAAGAUUGAGCCUCAACUAAGAUCAGAUUAACUCUGAUCUCAUCGUAAUCUACCAUGAGUGUAGCACUUUUCAGCAUUUAGCAAGUCACAGCAACAAGUGAAAUCUUCCUUCUGACAGCCAGAAACUUUGAGCAGAACCAGACUUAUGGUAGACAGCCAUCUGCUGAGGCUGCGUUUGGAUGAAAACGAACAAUAACAACAGCCGUAACUCGUUGUUAUUGUGUGUUUGACCCUAACUUAAUUUUACAGCAGAAUAUCCCUUUAAAUCAGCUGCAGAAGAGAUCCAGGGGAAACUUCAGGACGAGGGAGCUCAAAAUCUCCAGAAAAGACUGGUUCAUGACUUUGGUAUCAAUCAUUUUGUUCAAUUUAAACUGUCGAGUUUUUAUGGCAAAGUAAUUUUUGGGCCAUUCAUCGCUGGACUGCUACAUGAUAAAUGUUUUUUCCUAAAACAAAAGUUUCUUUUAUAAUAUUUGCAAUGAUCUAAGCUGUAAGCUGAUGUCUUGGUCUGUCUGCAAUUCAGAAUUAAAAGGAAACUUAAACAGCAUUUUCAGUCUUUUAUUGGCUGAAAAAGAGCAACUUAAAUUUUAUCAACUACUUUUUGUCAAAUUGCUGCAUCAGUUUUUGUGUCUUUUCCUUGCUUUUUUUUUUCUUUACUGGAGGAAAUUUGUGGUUUCAUGAACUGGGCAAUUCUGUUUGUGACUGUCUUUGAAAAGAUAAGGGCUGUGUUGUUUACUGACACAGCUGUGAUUACACAAUGAGCCUGAGAGUACUCACCAGGAUUACUGUGUAAAAAAAACCCUCAAGUUUUAUUGAUUUGGCAGGGGUGUAACGUUCUUAAAUUCAGCUGCUACAAACUCAGAAGUACACACACAGAGGUCCUGCUUCAUCCCUUAUCACAUUCAAUAUGAACCCAGGAGCGAAAUAGGCAUUGUCAUAUUUCCUUGAUUUGGUUUUUAGAUGAUGGCUGUCACCUGCUGAGUCUGUCUCUGGAGAUUCACCGGGUUUUCUUUGAGUUCCUGUCAGAUAUCUCUCUGUUCUGUCAGCUCUGCAUAUAAAUGAAUGGGCUACUCAGUUCGUCCACCGUUAAACAGAGACUGCAGCUUCUUCUGUGUUAUUCCCCCCUUACAUGCGUCUGUGACCCCUCCAUACUCAAGGAACUACUGCUGUGCUGGGAGUAGAUUUAUUAUCAAGCUGUGAGAAUAAUUGUUUGUUAUUGUUCAACGUCCAAAAAACGCCCAAGAUGCCCGUCCACUGCGGCUGUGUCGAUAAAGUGUUUCUGAGAAGAGAGCAGGAUUACAUUUUUCCUCCUCAAAUGAUAAAAAUCCUCCUUCAACAUUCAACUAAACACAAAAAUGUGUCGAAAAACAAAAGUUAGGCCCACAUUUUGGCAUCACACCUACCUGUCCCACUAAGAAAGUCACAGUAACUUGAACCCCUGUUAUUUUCCCUGUCCAGAGUUUUGUUUGAAACUGGACACGACGCAUCCCCCACAGUACUGAAGACUUGGCCUCACACACACAGUUAAACACACACACACACACAAAUACACACACACACACACCCUGCCUCCCUCCUUUCUGACUUGUUCCUAUGCAGGCCCUUUGUUUUGUUGAAUUGACUAAAAAAAGAAGCUGGCACAUCUGUCCAGGAAGGUACAACAACUCUGAGCACACCUCUCACACAAAAACACACAAUCGGACACACACGCACACACACAGCACAUUGGCAAACGGGCACACAGCCAAAUAUCUCUCUCCAAACUCAGAACCCCUGAAGAGGGAGCUGUUGUUUUACUUGUACCUCCAUACCUUCACAGAGAUUAACCCAACUCAUUUUAGAGUCAUCUGAACUCUUUAGUGUUUGAUUUCUCCGCUUUAUUCAGCAUCUCUCGGGAAAAGUUGAGAGAAAUAACCUGUUUAUCUCGUUCGGUACCUUUUCUGUAUUUGGCAGGAAAGACAACAACCUGAUAAACACAUCAGUCGAUAAAUUCUGUAAUGUGAACCAGGGGUGGGAAUAGCCAGGUGACUCAUAACACAAUACGAUCAGAUACAGUUUGAUGUUAAAAGCAGCAAUACACUGUCAAAUCAGGAUACAGCAGUACUGUGAUAAUUAAAACACGGUUUCUGACAGGGCUACAGAUUAUUCUGUAUUGAAAUUUUGUUGUGAAUUUAAGUCAUUUAUACCCAAAGUUAUCCAGCUUUGUUUAACUUAUUUUUAUUUUACAUUUUUUAUUUCAGACAUAUUUGAAAAGUCCAAUUUCCAGCAUCACCAAUAUGAACAUUUUCUGUUUUUUAAAAUUUGAUUCGAAACAAAAUCAAUUUGGAUUUCAUUGUAUAUUAUGGAACAAAUCAUUCCUUUUACUUCAAUGCCACUUUGUCUCUGAGAAAUUUUGUUGUCUUAUUUUUUUUGUUUUCGUUCGUUUUAAAACAAAAUAGUUUCCCAAUCAAGGAAAACAAAAACAAAAUCAUCACCAUUAGACAAAAGCAUUAAUUGAAGCCGUGUUUUUCUUUCUGAAAGUCUUGUUGAGUUUGUCAAUAAUUGAUAAAAAAUAUUGAUUUUAGUGCAUUAUUGUUUUUGGCACAAUGACAGUUUUAAGUAAAAACUUACAUUUGUUAACCUUGUGUACACAAACGGUCGGUCCAAUGAAAGUGCAGUAAAAACAUUAUACAUUCAUAUUUUUUUUCACUUUUAAAGCAUCACAUCUUGUCAACAACUUCAGACCUAUCCAAAGAUAUAAAGUUUAUUAUAAUUUUUUGAUUUUUUUUUAGGUUUUUGGUGUCUUUUGUCAUGAGAACCCCUAGGUUUUUCAAUGGGAAAAACACAAAUUUUGCAAUAUUUCCAAAAAUGAGGUGCAAAGUGAAAUAUUUGUAAUGAAGAUAUAACAGCCCUGACCUUGUCAAUAAUUGAUAAAAAUAUUGAUUUUAAUACAUCAUUAUUUUUGGCACAUGAAAGAUUCAAACUCCUCCUUCUCCUCUUUGUUUCCCCCUUUUCAAAUUGCGUUGUACCUCUCUUGUCAGCAGUGAUUUUUUUUUUAUUGCAUUUUUUUUAAUGAAUAAAAAAUCAAAGUAGUUGUAAUUUCCUGUUAAUAGCUGGUAUAAGUCAUCAAACGCACAUUACUCAGGUCAUUCAAAUAGGUGAUUCUACCUGAGCAGUAUCCAUUAAAAAGUCAAUAGCUUUUUUACGUCUUAUAAAACACCUUGGCAGUUUUUGAUAUUAUAAAUAACUUAAUGGCAUCGGUGGGAACAUGUUUGUUUAGCCCCUGAAGAUCAAACUCAUUUCCCAUUUAUGAAUAGCCGGCAGCAAGAUAAAAUGACAUGAAUUUAUUUCAUGUAAUCUGCAUUAGUAAACAAGCUCAUAACUGCUUGAUUGUGCAUCCAUGAUGUCGUUCCUUUAAAAAGCCUCAGGGGUCAGAAACGGCGUCUGUUUUAUAACAAGUUAGUGAAGAAGGAAGAACAUUGAAAACACACACAAAAACACACACACACACAUACGGGCAUAUUUAGCAACACACAGACACACUAAAGGCAUGAAACUCAUUUAACAAAAUUCACUUAACAAUCCAUUAGCCCAUCCCGGCAUGUCUCCUGUGUCACAUGUGUCAUAUGUUUUAACAUGUCUCUGGCUAACACACACACACACACUCUUACACACACACACUCUUGCACUCACUGUCCCUGUGUUAAUUAUGGUCGUAUUAAGCACUCGGAUGAAAAAACUUAGUUUGAUAAAACCUCUAAUGGCAAAUGUGAUUUGGGAAAUUCCACUUCCCGCUCUCUCGUUUUCUCCCGCUCAUACAUCACGUCUUAAUUAUCAGUCCACCUAAUGUGUUUUUCUGAGAUUUACUCUUUCAUAUUUCAUCGUAGACAAAGCACCCACUAAUUAUUGUCUGUCACUGUUUCCAUGACGAUAAUAUCUACAGUCCCAUGCCGGCCUCCCAAGGUGACCAGGAAGUGGUUUUUAAGGCGACACAGGCUGGGGGUUAUGGUUGAAAGCGGCUUGUUUCUUGAUUUAUGUGGAGGCUGUAAUGACAUCAUAUUCAACAGAGGAAAGGGUAAUAAAUUAGACAUCAGCUAAUGGACGCCGAGGCUCUUUCUUUGUUAGCCGCGCACUCCUCUUUUCUUCCCUUCCUCUCCUUUUUUCUCUUCUCACAGGGAAAAACCAAUCCCUCUAUUUGGCCUACACUUUUAAUAUUUGAGUUUAAACUUAUUAGACUAAAUUAAAACUUAAUUAUUUAAAGAAAUGGGGGGGAAAUAUUAAUAACAGGACAAUUACUUCAGAGAAUCAGUCUCUAACUUUGACUUAAAUACGGAGUUCAUAUCAUACAGAGAGCUGCGAUGUUGUAGAAAGCAGUUGGAUUAACUCUUUUAUUUGUUGUCAUGUUUUUUGAUGUUAUCACAAAGUGUUGAGAUUUAAAGUUCUUACAGAUCUAAAAAUAAAACAGCUUGAAAGCUCAGUCUUAUGUGUCUGGAAAGCCACACUUUUUUAUCAAUGGGUACUUUUGCUCUGAUUCAUUUUUUCUCGAACGGCUGCUUCCCAAAAAUAAAUCAUCGCUCUGUCUGUUCUGCUUUAUAGAAGAACUCUGGAAAUCCCCCUUUCGCUCCGUUUGCUUCUUUAAGCAGCUCACAUUCAGCCCUCAGUGGUAACCAGCUGCUAAAAAAGGCCGGACUGCCUGCAUGUGGAGAAAUGCACAACUGCACCAAAAUCAACAACCCUGUCUAAAAUAAGUGUUGCGCUGCAUAGACACCUGUGUGGGUUAAAUCAGACCUUCAGUGAUGCUCUGUCGUCUUUUAUCAUCGUACAAAACCUGAGAGCAUCUCUUCACCUUCUGAUAAAAAGCAGCUUUUCCAUAAAUAUGUCUUUGCAAUGGUAAACUCCUUUGUAGUCGUGCCAAAUACAACUUUGAUAGUGAGCACGUCUGGAUUUUGGGACUUUCGUCUUCCGUCUAGAUGAGCUUCAGCAGGUCAACCCAGUCGAGGAGCGUCUGUGUCCUGAAGCGAUUCUAAAAAUAAACAUUGAGAGUCACGUCUGGGCUGUAACACUGUUGUUCUUGAACCUCUACACUGUUGGUUUUGGUUUUACAGUCCAGCGUUGCAAUGGACUGGCGAUUCCUUCUUGCAACAGACACUAUGUGAUUUGGUGUUGUUUUAAGGCCAUUUUCAUGUUAGUGUUUUCACUCAAUAUCACAUAUCAUUACAAAAUAAUUACAAGGGCCCUAAAUGCUUUAUUUCUAUAAAAGUUGUUUUUUCUGUCACCAAUCAGCCAUUGGUGAGUACAGAUGUUUUUGCAAUUUUCAUAAAGCUCCAACAUCUAUAAUAAUCUACAUCUAUAAUAAUAUUUUACUUUCAGUUUGUGGCAACUUUGGCUAACUUGUCUUUAAUAUGUUUGACACUCCUUUGAGGAACUAUGGGUUUGUGUGCUUAUUAGUGCUGGGCGAUAUGUCCUCAAAUCAGUAUCACAAUAUAUUGAUCAGUUCACCUCGAUAACGAUAAGUUGAUGAUAACUACUCCACAAACUGCUCACCCCCUCCCACAUUAACUUCGUCUACUUCAGCCGCCGCUCCAGCAGCUACAACUUUUAAACCGUCCUCCAUCUCCUCACCUGUCUUUCUCUCUUUGUUACAAACUUGAUAGGGUGGAGUCAUGUUGCCGACAUAGGACAGCGUCUUAAAGGGACAUGAGACCAUAGCCUACCUACACACAUCCAAAAUCAACUUUUAUUUAUUUAUUUGACAUUGAAUAACCGAUACGGGCAAAAUGAGGUUGGUUAUUGUUGUAAAUUUCGUUUUUUUGCCCAGCCCUAGUGCUUAUUUUAUCCUCUACAUACAGAGUUUUCUCACAAAAAUCUCAUCCUGCUGACUUUUAACGGCCAAAUGUAUCAUUUAUUGUGAUUAUUUUCUGUCUAAAAUGUACAACUAAAGCAGUUAGACUGUUGCUUACCCCUUCGCAAGGGUUUCAGGCAUCAAAAAUCAAAGUGUGAAAACGGUCAGUCUUGUUGCUGAUGAUCUACUUUGCUUUAGUGCACCAUAAAAAGUCAUCAAACUGAAUUUGUUAGUUUCAUACAGAUGGAAAAGACCCUGAUGUAUUCCCUUUUUAAAUACCCAUAGUUACCCAGGCAUACAUCAUAUUUUCUGAGUUAAUAAUCCUCUCUACCUGACAGGUAUUUCAAAGUCUGUUCACAUCCAGGUGAUAUAAAAUUGAGCUGAAAUAACAAGUGUAACCAGCAGAUCAGUUUAAAUCAGAUGUGAGACUCCAGUCCUGAUAAAGAAGAGUAAGUGUUGCAUCAUGUGACAGAUUUUGAACAACUUGUUUAUCCUUCUAUCUUCUAUUUUCUAAAAGGGCAAACAAGUGAGAACUGGCAUGUUUAUUUCAACAGUUUGUUGCCUGAUACUGAAGACUGACUGUGUGUACCAAUUAAGAUGCAGUAUGACCUGCUGUGAAAACUUGGUGAAGGGGCUGAUGUCAUGUUUUUCCAAGGCAGCGGGAGAUUUCAUCAUUGUAAUAAAAUUGACUUUGAUCAUUUGGCUUCUGUACACCAUCAAAGUGGCUCACCCAGGAAAAAACACACACAUAUAAUUACACAUAAUCGACACACUAGUGCUCGUAGCCUUAAUAGAGAUCCUGCACCAUAGUUACUGUCAGUAAUAAAGCUAUUGACAUCUCUUUGAUCACAUGGAUUGGCUCCCCCUGAGGAAUACACACAGAAGGAUUAAGAUACCUGUCUGCUAGUUCACUGUGUGCCAAUUAAAGAGACAAACACUGUACGUGGGUGGUUGCAGUCCAUGGUAUGGAUCGGCUAGUGUGUGUACUUUAAAGCACUGAGCUUAUGUUGACAAUACAGGCUUUAGGGAUUGGGAACUAGUCCCACAUCAGUCCAGUUUGGUUUUGCAUUUAUUCAUUUAAAUUCUUUACAGUCGCAUUUUCGCUGGUGGCUGUUGAUUUAUCCAGCAGUGUCUGGGUAAUUGCGUCAGUCCACCACGGAGGACAGAAAACAGCGAGCGGUUUAUAUGGAUUCAUUGCACCAGAAUGUCUGGAUAUUGUCUUCAUAUCUGACCAAGAUGAUGGUUUACUGCGUUAUGUGUGUGAGUGUGAAAUCUCAGAAUACCUUGAGGAUCUUGUCUCGAAGUCGCUCAGAGUUUUAAAGUUUGAAGAAUGCGUAUCAGUCCUCUUUUUCUUUGUGGUUGUUUCCAACAGGCGGUCAGAAGAGGAAGACAUGGAUAAGGUGACAGCUGCCAUGGUGCUAACAAGUCUCUCCACCAGCCCGCUGGUCAGGAGUCCACCUGUCAAAGUCAACGGUGAGUCUCAACACUCAUCAAGUGAUCAACAAGUCUUAAUCCUCCGUUUAUCAUUUCCUAAAAUCAGGCUGACUUUCAUUAAAGUAGAGGUGCACCGAUCACAAUUUUCUGGCCGAUCACGGAUCUUUAAAAAGGUUGACCUGCUGAUAUCGAUUAUGGAUGAUAACUUUUUUUUUAUUACUGACAACAUCCACCUUCAAUGCUCCAAUCUUAUUUUAAUGAAAAACAUUGAACAAUACUUGUGGAACAAUACAAACCUUUUUGUGUUUGUUUUAACUGCACAUGAGGUAGUUCUAUCAAAUAUAAAUGAAAAGUUUAGAAUAUUGCCGUCCAAACUACUAAAUCAUAUCCGUUCCUUUAGUCUCUUAUUUUCCACAUUUUAAAAAUUAACAUUACUUGCACAACAGGUCACACUGCAGGCCUGUUUUGAGCCUCUUACCAAAGGUGCACAGCCAUAUUUUGCUUUUUCCAAAUUAAGGGUAUCACAAGGUUUGAGGAAGUUAGUUAAAUAAUAAUCUACAGGACAAACUAAACUGGUAAGCGGGCCUGUCAUUCUGGCAAAAGCAAAAAGCUACAAAGGCUGACUUUUGGAGCUUUGCUAAAGUAGAUAAGAUCGAUGGAUAAAAUCGGUUUGAUGUGUAAGGAUCAGCCGAUCAACCAAAACUGAGGAAAUCAGCACCGAUUUAGAAGAAAGAAAUAAGUUUGAAAGAAAUGCAGUAAAAAGUUAAACAAGACUAAAUUAACACCAGCUACAAAAUUAUUCAAAAAAGAAUGAUGGAAAUUGGAAACUGAGCAAAUAUGAAAUCUCAAAAUUAAACGCCAGAUAUUAAAGAAAAAACUGUUUGUUUUUUUUCCUUUUUAAAAACAAUAACUUUUUUAUAUAGCAUCUUAAAAAUAAAAGUUUGACGGACAAAGCAGAUAAAUAAUAAUCAUAACAGCAGAGAUCAUAAAUCACAGAUUUAGAGUAAAUAGAAGGACAGAAGGUAAGUGGAUCAGAGGACUUCACAGAAGCUUUAAUGUAUGAGAGCUUUUAUAUAAAAAUAAAUCCAUGAAACACCUGAGGUUGUAUUGGAUAGUUAGAACCAUUUUAUAACAUGCUCAAAACAUGAAUUUUCUGAACUUAUGAGAAGAGGUCGCUGUCUGACUGUUUUUGUAUUUUUGUUUUUGUAAUUUUCUGUGUUUGGAAGUUGUAUGUCUGUUAACGAAAAACUGCAAAACAAAGUCUAAAAAAAAAUAAAUUCACAAGAUAAAUUAAGUAAAAAUGACAAAGUAAAAACACACAAAAGUACGUCUUUUAAAGUGAGUUUUUCAGGAGGGAUUUAAAGAUGUCACUGAUCCUGCAUGCCUAAGUCCUCCAAAAUUAAGCGGCCUUGAUGCAAAAAGCUGAAACUCUUUUAGAUUUGAGGCCCCACCUGAGGAUCUCGGGAUGCAAGAAGACUCAUACAGUGUCAGCAUUUCUGGGAUGUUACUGUAAGAAGCAGUGAGCUGUAAAAGUGAUCAGUCAAAUCUUCAGUUCAGUUCUAAGGAUUGGAGUGACGGUGUCAUAACCUGUGUGAAGCUUUCUCCCUCUUUUGUUAUAAAGUAGAUCUGAUGAAAAAUGAACACAAACAAGAACAAAGCCGCCUAAAGCCUGUAACGUGCAUAAAUCUGCUGUUCACUGACUCUCCGCUCCCUCACAGCUGUUAUCUUGUGAACACAUGCGGAAGCUGAGAUAGAUAAAUUACCGCCACCUGCAGUGCUUUAGGAUCCUCUCAUCAGUGACUCCUGCAACCCCACAGAAAAAAAAAAGCAAACCGAGUCUGGAUCUGUGCCUCUCAACACGAUGGCGGGAAUCCAAAGCGCCCCAUAACCGCUAUCACAUGCAACUCCUUACAGUCAGCUGCACAACCCACCGACUUUGCAUCCAGCAGAGCGGACAUGCAGCCCCUCUAGCCACCAUGCACGUGUUAUCACAGUCAUAUACACACUUCAUAUAUACAUCAUCAUGCACACAUGCACAAAGUGGCUUUUACAUACCAACUGCACAUCUAUAUCCUAAUGUAGGGGAUCAUGUAGUGUGCAUCUACAUCAGCACACAGAAGGUUUCUCAGGCAGCGAGUCACUUCCAGAUGCUGGCGAUGCUCGCGCCUCAAUCGACAUGCAACUGAGACAUGUUUUCUCAUCUUCCUAACUUGAUAUUUUCACCUCAAAAGCAAAUGUGUUUUUGAGCAGCUUUCAACUUAACUUUGUCGUCGAUGUUGAAAAAGAAAAAAAGUUUGGAUAGAUUCAAAACCAAGCAGUCAGACACUCCUCCAAGAAGCCAAAACAAAGCAAACAAACUGGGUCUGCUCUCAACUCUGUCUGCUCACAUCUUACAAAAGUGCAUGUACUUUUUUUUUUUUUUUUACACACACUUUUGUUCGCAUUGAAGUUUUCCCCAGCCUCAACCUUCACAAAGUGAAAACUCUUUUGUAGCUGAUACUCAAAAGAAACGCUUCUUUGAUGAUGUGAAAAAAAAACAAGACCUUGGAGAAGUCUCCUCAGAAUCUCAGAACAAGAGAGUAACCUUUUAUUUUCUCGUGUCACAGCCGACUGUAUCGCUAGGAGGCUCUUUUGUGUGAAGUGCAAAUAAAGCCGACUGAUUUUAAUCUAAUGUCUUGAUCUCCCAUCAAUGACAGAGGAACACCCACAUGUUUUUUUAAGUGUUGUAUCAUCCACAGAUAUCCCAAAGAACUGUUUGUCAGCUUUAUCUCCAUGCUCUAACUUUUCUUCUCACUCCUCUGUCUCCUCCCUCUCUCUUCUCUUUUUCUCAGAGAGCGGUUCGUGGAAAGACAACGGCUCGGCCGGCCCCUUCACCCCAUCCAGCAACAGCUCCUCAGGGGGCUACUGGAGCUGGUCCGCCCCCAGUGACCAGUCCAACCCUUCCACACCUUCUCCACCGCUUUCUGCCGACAGCUUCAAGCCCUUCCGUGUGCCCAGUCUGGGUGGCGUGGGACCCGGUCCUGCGGGACCUGAAGACCCGAGUCUGGACGACCAGGACGGCAGCAGCCUGCUCUUUGAUGAGCCCAUCCCUCGCAAGCGCAAGGUGAAUUUUCAGAGUUUAAAGGUGGAAAUGCUUCUGUUUGGUAAAAUCAAUCAAAUCAGUGUUUUGUAGUGCUGAAGGCAUCUCCACUAUGAAAGAAAACUAGUUAACGUAACCAGAAUGAUCAUUUUGUAAAGGCAAAGAGGUUUUUUUUUAUUAUUUUAUUGUCUUCUGAUCAACUAAAAUCUCAUCUUUCAUCAUCUUAUGAAAAAGUAAUCACCUGUAAAAAGUUUAUUCCACAUGCUGCAGGUGUUGAAGAAUUUCCAACUCAGGUUGAAUAAUGAGCAUACACAGGAAUCUGCAGCCAGAUCAGCCCAUAUAUAUUUCUCAUAACUGCAAAAAGGCGACCUAAGUGAGGAUUAUUUUUUAGAUCAAGCAACAGACAAGCUCUGAUUAACUUCUAAUAACACUUAAGUAUUGUCAAAGGUUAAUUUAAUCUCAGUUUGUAAAUUGGAAAUAUGUUGUCCAUUUACUUCUCAAUCUUCACUUCUCAACCUUUGAAAAAGUGAAAGAGAUUUUCUGAUCUGAAUGUUUUCUGCCCCAUCAAGUUGAACUCUUCAAAUAUUCACUAACACUUUUUAUGAACCCACCUCAACAGAAGCACAUUAAUUAAGCCUAAUACAAUUCUUAUCAACAUAUGUAAGCAUUCAUAUCAGCUUAUAAUAAUGUAUAUGAAAGUGUGUAAAGCCGUUGGCAUAAUUCCUUAUAAAGGUAUGGUUUAUAUGCAUUAUAUCUAAAUGCAACGGAAAACACUGUCUGUUAAAUCCUUGGUUUAUCAACUCAUAACUUUACCGGGUUAUGAAGGUUCAUUAAGAACUUAUUCUAUGUAAAGUUAUUAUUUGGUAACACUUUGUUUGACGCCUGUCUCUAGAACACAUUAUAAAUAUAUGUAUAAUGCAUUAUAAUGACGUUAUAGCACUGUAUGACUAUAGUUAUAAACACUCUUAAAUGAUCAUAAUGCUUCAUAGCAAUAAUCAUAACACAUUAUAAAGCAUUUUAUCAUGACUUACAAGGUCAGGUAUUAUAAUGUGUUAUAACUGUUAACAACUCACUGAUAAUGCCCACAUAGAUAAUUCAGUGCAAUUGUUGUUAACAGUUAUAACACAUUAUAAUACCUGACCUUGUAAGUCAUGAUAAAAUGCUUUAUAAUGUGUUAUGAUUAUUGCUAUAAAGUAUUUUGAUCAUUUAUGAGUGUUUAUAACUAUAAGUAUACAUUGUUAUAACAUGAUUAUAAUGCAUUAUACAUAUAUUUAUAAGGCGUCAAAUAAAGUGUUAGCUAUAAUUUCUAUGAUUCCCAUAUCAAAAAAAAUAUGCUCACUGUUUCUAACACUUUAUAAAAAAAAUCCCUAUAAGUUGUUAUAAAUGCUCAUUAUCACUGAUAAAGGUUGAUAUAAAGUCUUACGGAAGCUUUUAUAAGGCUUUAUAAAUGUGUUUGUGUUGUUUUGUCAGAGGUGGGCUCAUAAAAAGUGUUUUUUUAUAAUAAUUCCUUUAUUUCAGUCUGUUUCGCUCUCUUACUCCUCUUAAUAACAGGCGGGUCUCUCAGUAUGAAAGAGGGUCUCGGCUCGUCUUUGUUGUUGUGCUGUCAGACAAACCUGAACUGCUUGAUUUCCACACGCUCUGAGAAAAAAAACACCCGGGUUAUGGAUGUAGUCUGGACUCUGACUGACUGAUAGGCAGAGGUGGAAAUGGGACAGGAAAGGACGCGGCUCCUCUCGCUCUCGUGGUUGUUUAUUCUUUAUUUUCCCCAGAUGCUGCGAGCGUGACACACAAGCGCACACGUACACAAACACGCAGUUUCAUUCUGUCUUCAUUUCUGUUUGUCUCAUUUUCUACACAUGGCUGACAGCUCAUCACAUCCACAGCUCAGUGUCACUCUCAUUAUUUCCUCAGAUGUAUAUUGCUUUGCUCUCUCUCUCUCUCUCUCUCUCUCUCUCUCUCUACCCGUCUUUAUCUCCCUCUCCCCUUAUCAGCGUUCCUUCUUGCUAGUUUGUCGUUCGCUGUCAGCGUCUUCCAUCUAUCUCUCCUUCCGCUCUCUCUUGCCGGUGAUUCCUCCCCCUCUCUCUUUGCUCGGUGUGUCCUCCCCAGACAUUCACCUUUCAUAAUUACUUCUCAUGCAGCCGCUCCACAACAGGAGUAAUGAUUUUAAUGCCUGCUACAGCAAACAGUAAGAUCCUGCCGGCUUCUUGUCUCUUCAAGAAAUCGAUGUAGACUCUUGGGUCGACUUCACGUCUGUGCUCUGUACUGUACUAAUUGGGGACUUAUCACAAAGAAGAAAAAUAAAGAAGGUUAUGGGUAAAGAUUAGGAGAGUCUCACAUGAAUUUAUCUUCUCUCUCCUUUUGGCAGGACAAUGACAUUUAGAGCUCAUCAUUUAAUUAACUGUGAAAUGCUCCUGUAAAGAGGGAGACACACACACACACUCAUGCACAACGAAGGCCUUUUGUUACCCAGAAACAAAACAUUGUACAGGGAACAGAUGAUUGUUGUGUGUGUGAGAGUGUGUGUGUGUUUCUGAAAGGAUGAAGGGGGAAAAAAAUAAACAACAGAGUGUCAAAAUUAAAUCAGCCGCCUCAACAAUAGUUUGACGGAGAGGCUGAGAGGGGGGUUUCUUUCCAUCCAAACAAUAAACAGCCUUUCUAAGAAGUAGUGGUGUCAUUACAGGAGGAAUGUUUACUGUAAUUUAGUCUUAAUAAAGAUUGUGAGAUUUUAAACCAAAUCUAGACAGCACCAGGAUCAGUAAUCUGUUGAACAUGUGUUGUGUCUGAGUUGUAGCACACCCCCCUGCCACUAGUCAGGGCUGUAGCUUUGGUUUAUAGUGAGCUACCUGAAUGUGACGGAUGGCCUUUCGUUGCUCAGUGUGGUUUGGCAGUAUUUCGAUCAAGAACAUGGAGAUACAGUCGUUUGUAGGCUGCUGUAGUUAAACCUGCAGCUGCCUGACAACUCUCACUCUCAAGGACAGCUCAUCUUGGUUACUUCACCUCAAUAACCUCACUUGUAUUAUUUUAAAGGAGCUGCUUACCUUCCUUGAAAAGUUAAAGAACUUCCAUCCAUACCCACUGAGCAAUAGACAGCUAUCUAGUUUUUUUAGAGCUAAUUUCAACCGUCUAGAUUCUGUAUAUUUUUAGACAGAAUUUAGACGUUGCGCUUUAACCCGUUAUUGGAUAACAACUGUCCAAGUACUUAACCGAAAUAAUUAUGAUAGCUGUUGAGCAAUAUACAGUGUAGCAUAGAUAUAGCCCAGGUUUAGACUUGGUCUAAAUUUGGUCUAAAUUAUAUGUCUAAAAAACUGUCAUUUUUAGACCUGUGGUAGCCUGAUUUUAGACCAGUCGUCUAGGCUACAUUUAUACGUCUAUUAGACUUCUUUUAGACCAAAAAGUGCUCAGUAGGAAGGAAAGCUCAUCCUAGUUAUUUCAGCUCAAUAACUUCACUUGUAUUAUUUUGAAGAAGCUGUUUACCUCUCUUGAAAAGUGAAAAUACUUCCAUCCAUCAUCGGCUCAUACAUACAGCCAUCCUAAAGCCGGAUAUUUAAGCCCUUUUCGCGCCUCAUCUGCAAUAAUAUGCAGUUAAAGGGUGCAGUGUGUUCGCACGAAAAGCUGAAUGGUGUUAGACUUCUCUUUUGGUGUUCAUGCACAGUUUGAAAAGCUGGUGCAACAACCUCAUUUAGCAAUAACAGUGAAAGAAUAUCCUCAACUGACCUCUGAAAUACUUGAGUAUUAAAGAAAUAAAGCCAAAGUGACAUCUUCUCAUUAAUAUUUUUGUAGUAUAAGUUGUGUGGCGAUUAAAAAAGACCUGAAAUGUCCUCCUUCCUACCUGAUAAUGAGGAGGACAUUUAAAUGAUGGACUUUUGGAUUGGUUGGCGAAGCCUUCAGGGAGACACCGCAGAUGUGUCCCUGAGAUUGAAUGAACUCAGCGAUUUUUGGUAUUUAUCAUUCAACGGCAGCUAAAUUAGUUCAUAUUUUACUCUUCUUUUGUGUCUUUUACUUCUUAUUUACUUUUUAGUUUAGACUCAUUCAGCAUCAACCAAACGCUCAUCAAACUGAGUAAUAAAUCACAGCAUGCCCUAAAUGUUGCUCUCGACAGUAAACAAGCACAAGUCUUUCCAUCAGUGGGAAAUAUCUCAGCCCCUCUGACUGCAGGCUCUGUGUUUUUCUCCCACAGAACUCCAUGAAGGUGAUGUUCAAGUGCCUGUGGAAAAACUGUGGUAAGGUGCUGAGUACCGCUGCUGGCAUCCAGAGACACAUCCGUACCAUCCACCUUGGGUAAGAGAAGUUUACAGGCGUCAUCACUGAGCAUCACAGCAUUACAAGUUUGCUAAUUCACGUGUCUACGUCUGUGUUUGCUGUGUUUGUAGUCGUAACUGUGACUCAGACUGCAGUGACGGCGAGGAGGACUUCUACUACACAGAGAUUAAGCUCAACACCGACUCAGUGGCCGACGGUCUGAGCAGCUUGUCCCCCGUGUCCCCUUCCCUCCUCUCUCCUCCCCCUCCUCCCCCCUCUCCACUCCCGUCCCUCAACCAGCUGGCGGACUCCCACCGACCUCCGCAGUCCUCCGACACCAAGGAGCCUCAGGCUGGUGGGACCACUCCGCUCAGCCGCUCUGCGCCCAGCGCUCUCUACCUCAUCCACACGGACCACGCCUACCAGGUGAGCAGGAAGUACUUCCUCGCUCAGGGCAAGGUGGAGAUCGAUGUUCGCUGUCAACAUGAACAUGAAGAAUCGACACACUCUCUUGAUCAAUACACACACAUAUGUACAGAGUAUCCCUCACACACACCACUCAGGUCCUCAUUAACCUGAUCAUGUUUUCACUGUGUUUGGAAAAAAUACAAAUGAUGUCAUAGCGACCAGCAGUCUGGAGCUCCCGUUAGCAGCUGCGCUAACAGUUGUCUUCUAUCAACACAUGAGCAGCAGGUUGAGGUGGAAUCAGGACACAGCUCCAUCAGCUGACACUUGCACAGAGCUGCAGGUUUCUCUUUCAGCAUCCUCACUCGUAAAAAUAUUUUGGUAACACUUUACUUGACUUUACUUGAUGCUGUAUGUAAAUAUUAGGGCUGUUAUUGAUAAAAAAAAAAUACUAAAAUCUUAUCUUUUCAUCCCCAGACAUACACUGCAAACAUGUCCAUUACCAGAAUAAGUGGUAACCCUUUCUUUUACGGUACAGUUAUUACCAGGUAAUUAACAGGUUAAUCGUAAUUAACGAUACGCUGUUUGAGCCAAGCAUUAUCACAGCGACUGUGCGUACAACUUUACUGCGCAAUGUUGGUUUCAGGAAAUGGAGAAAAAACGUGGAAUUACUGAGAGCUUUUUGGCUUCAAAUCCAUGUACUGGCGGAAGGUGGAAUCAAGUUGUCCAUAGUAUAUACAGUCUAUGAGUUAUACAUAUAUUUAUAAUGCGUUAUAGAGAUAGGCGUCAAGUAAAGUGUUACCAAUAUGUUAUAUUUUUCAAUCAGUUUUUUGAUAAAAGAAAAAAACUUUCAGAGUCCAGCAGUUUCAAAGCAGCGUGAAACAAGCAGCCGUCAAAACACUAAAAAGCAAAGUCAGAGUUCAAGAGACUUUCUUCGAGGAGUCGGUAGAAAAACUCUUGAUCUUUGUGGACAAAAAAUCCCACCAUUCUGACCUUUGACCCCGCCCUCAGGCCACAGCUCCGGUGUCCAUACCAUCCAACAGCAGUAACUCAACCAGCUCAGCUUCCACCAGCUUCACCCCCACUAACAGCUCCAGCUUCAGCAUCUCCUGGCAGUCCCCGCCUGUGACCUUCACCGGGAGCACAGUGAGGAAGCUUAAAAGCGUAAUAUGUACUCCUCACACUUACAGCGGUUGUGUUUUAGGUUCUGAUGAUCUGAAAUGUGUUUGUCCUCGGCAGGUGUCUCCCAGUAAAAGCCAGGGUUUCGGCGAGCAGCGCUCUCAGACUAUCGCAGUCCUUUCGUCUCCUCCCAGAGCUACCACCGCCCUCAGGUACUGAUCCUCACCGCUCAUUUAAAGGCUGACAGAAAAUAACAUGUCUUUAAUUUACGUAAACUUGAAUCAAACAUCCAUGUCUGUCAGAUUAGUACUGUACUAGCUUCACAUUGUCUUGUCUGUGUCUUGUCUGCAGUCGGAAGGUGCGCGGGGAAGGGAAGAAGUGUCGCAAGGUGUACGGCAUGGAGAACCGCGACAUGUGGUGCACCGCCUGCCGCUGGAAAAAGGCCUGCCAGAGAUUCACCGACUGAGCAUCCUCCACGUACAGCGCGGCGGCGCGCCUCACCAACAGGCACCGCCGCCGUUUUUCGCCAGAGAAAGAAGGGAGGGGCAUCGUUUUGCAUGCAUUUGGUUUCCCUCAGCUCAAAAAAUCGCAACUGUCCGUCAAGCUCCGGCUCAAACCCUUGUGGAUGCCCCUCCCCACUUCAAACUCCACUGAACCAUUCCAGCCGCAAAAGGAACCAAAGGACAGCGGAGUCAACUUUGAAAAAAGCCGUCCAGGAUUCCCACUACUGCCUCGCCAUUCCCGUCAUUGUCAGUUUUUGGGAAACCCCAGUGCAGCUAAAUCGUGUAAAGAGAAAAAGAUUUCCAGAUUUCUCCUGUUUUUUAUGUUGAGUUCAGUGUUGCAUCUUUCUAUGUUUUGUAAAGCUCUGGUUUUUAAAUGUAAAGUCAUAGAAAGGGUCCAGGUUAAAAAAGGCCAAAAGAAUUUUUUUGCGUUUCAUGAAAAGAAAAGAAAAAAAACUUUUUUUUAUCCAAAAGAAGAAUGGGCCUCUUGCAUCUCCUGCAGUUUUUGAACAUUGUGAAAAGGCACAGAGGUGAAGGUCCCACUUUUUGUUCUCCCUUCAUCUCCUGUUUCAUUUCUGGACUAUUUUCGGUGAUCCGUCAUCACCCGCGACAUCUCGCAGCCACUCCUUGUUCCUCACCUGCUCUCGCUCCUGACAGCCCCCCGAGGGAAAGAAAGCGAGGGGUGUUAAGAAGGAGAGGGAGGGAAAAAAAGAGACACACAAAGAUGAAUGAUCAAUGCAAAAAAGACACAACUUACAGUCAGGGAAAGCAGACAGACCAUGCUGGUGAUUUACCACAUUCAAAGCAAACACACAGGUAUGCCCACACAAUCAAAGCAGAAGGCAGAAAAACCCUUUUCUAUCUGGUGUUUUUAUCUGUUGUGAUUCAUUUGGUUUGUUUUUAUCAGGGAUGUGAUUCUUCAGAAAGCAAAAACCAGCAGCUCAAACUUUGGGGUUCAACUGUACACAGCACUAACUAAACACCGUCUGUUACAUCACACAUGACAACUUCGCAACCAAAAACUCCUUUAUCUUCUUCUUUCUGUUUUUGGUUUGUGUUAAAGUGCCAUGUUUUCUCUUUGUCAGUGUGUUUUUCUUUCUUUGUUUUGUUUGUUUCGCUCUUUUUUGAAUUUCGGUGGAAUCGAGACUGUUUACGUACCACCUGCUGCAGAGAGCGUGUUCGGAAACCAUCCCUGAUUCAGCUCCGGAAGCAUGAAGCCAGCAGCGUGCAAGACCAUAAUAAGAUAGAAAUGUUUCACCACAUGCAGAGAGACAGACUGCUCUCCUCCUCAAGCAACUUCUACACCUUUCAGCGGGAACAAAAUAUCUCUGUGUGUUCGUACGCCACGAACGAGGAGGGCUGAAGACCAAAAGUGAGGCGCAUACUUUUGUGUUUAGAAUCGUUCUUUCUUCCGACACAUCUCUGUUAUUCCCCGACUGAAAAAAGGGGAAGUAACAGCAAAUGUUUGAACCAUUAUCCUCUCCAAGGGCGGAAUGAGUUUCCGAGUACCUGAUUUGGGUCACUCCUGUGUUGUUUCCACUCAAUUCAACUUCAGCAACGUGAGCAGAGCUUCGGCGCCGGCUUUCCUAAGAGUCCUUGUGAUCAGCUCGUGACCUCGUUACCGACGAGGUCAACGGUGUGUUAAGUUUGAAAAAAAAAAAGCGGUGAUCUGAUUUAUCAUUUGCAUGUGUUUGAUGGGAAACAAAAUUCACAAAGCCAAAUAGUUUACAGAUGUUUUCUUUGUUGUGAUAAAUGGACCAACUCUUUAGUUACCCGAGUAAAAAGCUUUUAAAGCUCCUGUGAGGAGUUUUUAGCUGGUUAUGAAACUGACUGAAGUUGACACUCUGUCUUUGCGAGCGACAAAAGCAAACAAGAGCAUCAGUGACAAAACUGAUCUUGACUUUGUUGUCGUUAUUUUUUGAUGCUUGUAGCUGCUGCAUCAAGCUAAUGAGUUACAGCAUAGAAACAGCUUUUGUUUACAUAUUUUGCAGACAAUACGAUGUUUUUUUUUUCUUUUUAUCAGAAAAAAGUCCAAGUUUACAGCACAAUAUUUUGUUUUGUCCACAAGGGGGCGCCAAAAUAAGCAUAAAGAGAAAGUUCCUCACAGGAGCUUUAAAGUCAAACACACGGCUCCAUCAACAGAUGGAUGCACGGUUGCGUAUAUUCGCUCUGUUACACAUAUUCAGCAGAUUUAAUUCAAACCAACACCAGCUAAUAAACUCACAUGCUAAAUCAGUCAGUACAUCUGCAGCUGAAAACUGUAGCUCCGUUGUUACGUUGUUGUUUUUUUCUUCGUCUGUUCAUGUACAUAUGUAGUUCUCGUAUUCUCUCUAUAAGCUCCAUGUUUACGACCAGUUAGCUCGGUCGUGACAUCCGCCACCUUAUGAACAAGACAGGUUCAGCUCUGACGCUGUGUGAGGAAAUAAUGUACCGUUUAACCUGUCCGGCUUCUAUGAUUUUAGCUAAAGGGAUAGCCUUAAAGUCACUCUUUAAAAAAAUAUCAUUGUGCUCCAUCCAUGUCAUUACAUUGAUAUGUCAGAAAGAAAUAUUUAGAUGAUCUCAAAACUAAUUUGAAACCUUAUUAUUUGAGCGUAUUAUUGUUUAAAAAGGACAGAUCUAUAUAUACGUAAAGAAGAAACAUUGAAAAAGACGUUAAUUUGGCUGUUUUAUUUCUACUUUUUCAUAUAUAAACAAAUAUGUAUGACUAUAAAUACUGUUUAUUGAUUUUGUUUUCAUGUUCUGCUGAUGGAUUUUUGUACCUAUUGUUACUGUAGGAGGGAGCGAGGGACAGUUUUCACACAAGCCAAGCUUGUUUCGCUCUUUCAGCGGACGUGACCCGUACGCUCCCGCCUCGAGCUCCUUCACGUCACCCUCCUCGCUCCUUACCGCUAAGCGCUCCAACACCACACUUGAUUAAAACCUUUAUCUUAUUUCCAAUUCUCCUCUCUCUCGGUGUCACGCAGGACCACUUGCAAUUAGUUUGAUUGACAUCUUGCUGUGUUUGUUCGCAUGUGUGCGGUCACAUGAACGUGAAGGAGCCUCGGGCGAAGUGUGCAGGCUGCCGCUGACACUUGGUGCUUGCCCACCCCCCUCCCUCCUCUCCAAGCAUUUCUCUCGCUCCUCCUCAGGAGUUUAGACACCUUUAUCAAAUGGCCUGUGGUGUCCCCCCCAUGUCUGGGUGUGUGCAGGUUGGAGAGAAACACACUUAGUGGUUCAAAGAUGUUUUCUUUUUUUGUUGCUCCAGACCUCAGAGGCUGGAUGUGGCCUGUGUUUUGUUUUGUUUUUCAACUCCAUGCACUUCCCACAGCCUUUUUUGUACUGUUUUGGUGCUUCAUGCGUGUGUUCUGAGAGUCUCCUCCAUCGGUGUGUUUGGAAAAAAUCUGGCAGCGAAAAUCAGAUCAUGUCAGGAUUCUGUCCAGGAACAAAUCCCAGCAGACCAUUCAGAGGCUCUGGCAGCAUCUCCAGGCAGCUAAUUGUUGAAGACGCUCUUUUCAUGGUCCAUGUUGUUGUCAUCAAAUGGCACGUGUUGAGAUUUGGCCCAAAAUAAGCCAUAAAUCUUCAAGACCUCAAAAGAACACAUGCUGCCUUUAGUCCCGACUUUUUCCAUCUCCUGGUACGUCAGCGAGAAACUGGGAUUUGUUCGUGAAUAGCGUCCUGGUCUGAAUCGAGCAUCUUGGUCCCGUCACUGCCAACGGCACAAAGACGACUUUUGGGGCAUUCAAAGACACUCAGCCCGGGGUCUCUUCUUGCACUUUGUACACGCUGGUGCUGUGGCUUCGGCGGCAGGGGAGAAAUGAAGGUGCUAUAUAACCAUGCGGCGCUGUUUCUCCCAUAAUGUCAUAUAACUCCAUUUUGUAAACAUUGUGAUGCUGUAGAACAUGAAAAUAAAAACACCCUGCCUCAAGUUUACAAAGUGUCCAGGCACAGUUAGUGAGUGGGUCCCAACCAAACUAUCAUCUCUCCUUCCUCUCGUGGAUUUAAUGGGUUUUAAAAGUCUAAAAAUUUACUUUUAAGCACUUCUACACCUAAACAACUUAAAUAUUAACAGUUCAACUAAGCUCAUAGAAAGUCAGAUUUUGAUCAUACAUGUGGUCUCCAUUUAACGACUGAGUUGUAUCAGUUGUGAUGUGACUGCAGAUACAUUUCAACUCUCUAGCGCAGUUUUACCCAGAGUUAAAUUCUUGCUUCAGGGGAGGAAAUAGUGUGUUUCACACCCUGCGCAUUAACAUGUCACAGAUUUGUUUGGGGUGUUGUAUAAUUAACUACCUUUUGGGCAAAACUGGCGGCUCAGGCGGGAUCACGAUUCAUAUUUUAACUCCCAAAUUGACACCCUAAUGAUGCCAAACACGCCAUAUGUUUUUUCUUCCUCCUGAUGUGAUCAUCCAACAUGUUCAUAUCAGAGCAGCAGCGAGCGCUCGGGCCUAUGUGGCGCUUACACCGGCGCUCAGAACCAGGGUUUCCACCGUUAUAAACACGUGUUGGCACAGCAGAAUUAAAACUGUGCUAUCAAAGCGCCACAAUAGGCGGUCUUGUUGCCUUGGUGAGAGUGAUAUGAAUACUUAUGAGGACUUGUUUUUUUCCUCCUUUAAGUGGAGCAGUGGCGGCUGUUCUGGCUUUUGUUCUCUCGGCUUGGCCCCCCCCACGCUCUCUCUUUCUCCCCAACACAACUGCCUAUUAAAGAGCCGAGCGAUCAGCCGUGAUUUAUAAUCUGAAUAAAACAAGAUAGAAUUACUCUGCUUACUGGGGUUAUUGAAAUCAACUCUGGUGAGUUACGAGGGGCCCCUCAGAGUAUAUACAUCCUCACACACGUCUGUGGUCUGUGUCCAGUUUGGUUACAGAGCGUUGACGGCUUUAGCAGCAGUUCAUGUGUUGACAGUUUUAUGAGACUUCCUGCUUUAUGAUCCUGAUCUUUACCCUUUCUGUGAUUAAUAUUUUAUACGUGACAAGACUUGUUUGUGACAAGAAGCUGACACUUAUUAUACCUUUAUAUCAUUCACAUAUGAGUCAAUAUACAGUAUGCUACAAUGUAAACACAUUCAGCUGCAGUACAGUAUAUCUAAGCUACAGUAUCAGUGCGUAUUAUUAUAUCCCUGACUUCUCUAAAUUACUACUUUGUUUAUAUUUUUAGCUGCAGGAGCUGAGGUCAAAGGUUCAAAGGUCUGUGGUUGGUCUUCCAGUGGGUGACACAGUUUCUGGACCUCCCUCUGACAGCAGGUGGUGCUCAUGUGAAAGUUCCUGCUUUAGUGAUUACUCUCAUUUUAGUCGUAAUCGUCCUUUAAAAAAAAAAAAAAAAACGCAGAGAUUGAUUGUGGGCGCGCUCGAGCGCACCUGAGUCGCCACGGUGUCGCCUCGCAUGACCCUCAGUAUAGAUUGAGUUGGCAGCGUGUCCUCAAAGAGACCGCCUCCCACCGACUGUAAGGCUAGUUUCCAUGGCAACCCGACUGACAAGCAGGGUUAUGUGAUUCUGCUCCUAUCGGCUGUCAGAAGCGGAGCUGGAGCAGGGCUGUUUGUGUUGUUGUCAAUAGAGGAGGAGGGACCCUCCAUCCUUCAUUCAUUCAAGAAUAAGAAGGAGGAGGAGGUUUAUAGUUUCACUCCAACAUUGUUCAUAAGAAAAGAAAAAAAAAGUCUUAAGUCUGUGUUUCCAAUUGUUGCACCUCCCCCAUUAUGGUUACUUUUGGAGGAAUAGAGGAGUCCUGAAUGUGCCUUGAGGAGAGUUAGAGUUUCUCGAAAACUCUGUGAGCAGGAGUGUUGCUGUGAAAUGCUGGACCACAGCAGCGAUGCAGGAAUGUCUCUGGUGUUGGCUAGUCUGAGUUCUGCUUUCUAUACCUGUAAUUCAAAGAUUUGUUAUACAAAGAAACGUCCUGUGAGUUGCGUUCGGAGGCCCUUUUGGCCGUUUGUCGGUUCUAGGAAGAUGUCGAAAGGUCUGAGAGUGAUUUUUCUACUCUUUGCUGUGAACUAUUUUUUGAUCCAAACCUAAAACGAUACUGUGUCUCAACGUGCGUGUUUUUCUUUCUUUCUUUCUUUUUUAUUUUUUUGUCUAGUGUUUUUCCUCUUCUUUGUUUUCCCAAACAUAACUCCUCUCUCCCUUUUGUACAAGGGCUUGUAGAUAAAUGUAUGUCGAUGUGAAGAUUCGCUGUUGUGGUGCAAUCAAAGAAAUGUUUGGGAAAUCAAGGAAACCUCAUUCAACGAACAGCUUGUGAAACAGUCGUUGAGCUGAUCCUUUUUUCGUUUAGCACGGAGCUGCAAAGUUAUUUCCAGGGGAACAUGAAGGCAUCACUGUCUUUGUGUGGAGGUGGGGAUAAUGAUCAUAAAAAUACUCAAUAAUAAUAAAAAGUAUCUUGAGAUUUAAUUAUUCAGAUUAAGACCAAACUGAAAUUUUCUGCCUCAGCUCCAUCACUUUUGACUCACAUAUGCAACACAGAGAGUGCCGACCCACCCUCUCUUCAAAAAGGAUCACCUCAUCGACUGUUUUAUCGGAUUACAAUCAUGUAGACCUCAAGAACUCAAUGACUGUCGCACUGGAUUUUUACACUCUUUUUCAAACAGUAUAUAUAUACUAUAUGCUCUGGUUUAACUGUAUUUUUAAUACUGCAUGUGCAUGCAAAUAAGGAAAUUAUGAGAUACAUGACUUUAUAUAAAUGUGCUCUAUUUGUGCUUUGGCGUCCAUGAAGGGGGUUGGGAGCAGCCUGGGUUGCCUCAGUUAUACCCUAAUCGAGUUUCGACUGCACGCUCAGAAUUGGCUUUCAUACUCAAGAUGGUGUGCAAAAAGAGGAUGCAAAUUAGUAACAGAGUUAAAGUCGCUGUAAUUCCUUGAUGGAUGAUAUUUUCAGUCAUCGUGUUUGUACCACAUGUAGACAACACUCGUUCUUUAUUUUAGUCCAUCCAAAGGUAACCAAAGUUCAUUUGAAUGCAGUGAUCUCUAGAUAUUCUCGAAAUCAUUUCACAGCUCUCCAGAGAGUCACAUAGUUCACUCUACAAUGACUUUGCUUGGCAGUGGCUGCUCUCCACCCCCUACUUGGUUGUUACAUUUUCUAUCCUUUUGAAGCCUCUAAGUGUAAAUGUUUAACGUGUUUCCAGACUGUACAACUGAACCGUAGAUGCAACACAUUGUCCUUCCUUAGAUCUGUUCAGGGGGCAGUGCAUUAGGCGACACUGUGUGUGUUGUAAAAUGAUAACUACCUUUAUAGGACAAGAGCUGGUGAUGUUUUUUUUUUGUUUUUUUUGGGAGAUGCUUUCCUGAGGCGAAGCCCUGCUCAGACGGUCAUUUAAUGAGUGACUCUGCUUUGAAAUCUUAAGCAGUCAUCUAGAAAUAGUUUGACAUUUUAAGGAAAUGUUUGCUUUCUUGGCGAGAGUUGGCUGAGAGGAUUGUUACCACUUAAAGGGAUAUUCCAGCGUAAAAUUAAUUUAGGGUCAAACACACCGAAUUAGACACCCCCUCGAGAGAUGAGUGUUCCCAAACACUUGCUUUUUUAGUUAUACCAACUUAAGUAACGACCGCACGAUAGCAAAACACAGGGUUCUAGCCACAGGGUUCUAGCCACCAAACAUCUUUUUAACUUUGCCUAAUUUCUUUAG
Molecule: messenger RNA, 58663 nt
Organism: Xyrichtys novacula (pearly razorfish)
Lineage: Eukaryota; Metazoa; Chordata; Actinopteri; Labriformes; Labridae
Source: the annotation of a GenBank genome assembly